UCUCAGUCUCUAUUCCUCCUCUAUGUCUCUCGCCCAUUUUUCUCUCUCUCUCUGUUUGACUUCUACUUUUUGGAUCUUUGCUGUAUUUCAGGAUAUUUCCUGGAUGUCCUGACGCCCAUAUAUGGACUUGGCUGUGAUUGCAGCUGGGAUUUGACAGAUCUGCUGUGUGUGUGAGUGUGUGUGUGUAAGCCAUGCUGCGUGUGUUUAUUCUGUGUGCAGAGCGUCUGCAGACGCCGGAUGACGACAUCAGCGAUUCCUACUGCACCGUCACCUACGAAGGUAAGGAUGGUCGGAGUGUGUUUUUGUGUGAAGUGACAUUAUAGUUCACCUUCUCCUCUCCGGGACAGCUGAGGGUUAUUCUAGUCCUGUUUCGUGGCUCCUGGUCUGUUUGGGGUGGGGCAGCGCCAGAGAGAAAGAGAGAGAGAGAGGUGAUGAUGGGAGAGCAGAGGGGGGAUGCAGCAGAGAUCGUGGACUGGGUUGUUUAGUUCACUUUCAAACACAGUAUGUUUGUGUCUGACAGUAGGACGGUCUGAUGUACAGACUUGCUGUAAAAUCCACUCUGUUUGUGAGACCGGACAUUCAUUUCUUGCGUUUCUGUGACAUCCAGAGACUUUUCCAACAUGCCAUCCAUGUGCCACAGUAAAAAAUAAACCGAUCUGUACGCAUCAAUUAGUGAUCAUCCAUAAAUCGAACCACAUCUGUUCUUUGGCUGUAUCAGACCACUGUUUCUGAAGCCCUUCACUCCGUCUAUAACGCGAUCUAAGUUAUCUCCGCUUCUCUUUCCUGCACUUUGACCUUUAACGCGAUGAGAGUUAGACUCCUACAGGCAAAGAUUUUCCCAUCACUGUCCUCCAUCUGAUCAGUGCGGCUCAGAAAACUUCUGUCAUUGUGUAACGUCCGACCAGACUCAAAGAUAAGCUUAUCUUGAAACUCCCAAAGGGGCUCCUUUAGGGUUUUUGUGGACCUCGAUCUGAUAGCCACUGUAGAUUUAAGUAACAUACUGAGUGAUCAUGUUAACACUAACUUUAACUUAAAGGGAUAUUCCGGCGUAAAAUUAAUUUAGGAUCAAACACACCGUAACACCGAGUUAGACACCCCUUCCAGAGAUGCAGAAUGGUUUCCUCUCUAGUUAAACCGACUUUAGUAACGACCGCACGAUAGCAAUACAGAGAGGUCUGAGGAGCCAUAAACAAACCUCAACCAAAACGCCACUCUAUAGCCACAAAUAAUGCUCAGAACAGAACCUAACUUCAUCAACAGGACAUAUAGGGUCACAGACAUAGUACUAGACACCAAACAUCUUUUAAACUUUGACUCAUUUCUUUAGCAAAGAGACAAAACACAACUCACCUACUCUCUUCCAGCAGCCGCUUGUUUAAGCGAGACCUCAGGCCAGACCAUUACGGACUACAGCGGGGUGCCGCAGCUCAAGGAAGAACAUUUAGGAUAACUUCUUUAUCAUUUCCUUGAAGUAAAAAUCACCAUAUUAAUCAUUUUUCUCUGCAGACACGGUAGUUCUCCUGUCUUAGCGUUUCAGUCUGAUUGUAUUUCCAUGAAGAAAUGAUCGUAAAUGUUCUUCCUUGAGCUGCGACACCCCGCUGUAGUCUGUAAUGGACUGGCACGAGGUCUCACUAAGAACAAGUGGCUGCUGGAAGAGAGUAGGUGAGUUGUGUUUAGUCUCUUUGCUAAAGAAAUGAGUCAAAGUUAAAAAGAUGUUUGGUGUCUAGUACUAUGUCUGUGACCCUAUAUGUCCUGUUGAUGAAGUUAGGUGCUGUUCUGAGCAUUAUUUGUGGCUAAAGAGUGGCGUUUUGGUUGAGGACGUGGCUCUCUGUAUUGCUAUCUUGCGGUCGUUACUAAAGUUGGUAUAACUAGAGAAGCAAGCGGUCGGCAACAUUCAUCUCUGGAGGGGGGGUCUAACUCGGGGUUACGGUGUCUUUGACCCUAAAUUAAUUUUACAGCGGAAUAUCCCUUUAAACUUGUGAGUUAGAAUGACUUAAGGGUAAACGUGUCAUGAACUCAUGACACUUUGUUUUGCUGCAUAAAAGUUUCCUUGUGCAUUACUUGAACACACACACAUACACACACUCUGAACACACACAUACAUCACAAUGUUGCACUUGUGACCAAGAUUAUCUGUAAACAUCUACAAUCAGAGGAGACAGUCCCUGAGUUUGUAAAGUGAAAUGUUGUCCCGUUCAGGGUCUCCUCUUUGUCGUUUCUUCUUUGUGUCAUGACUCACCAAGUUUUCAGGAGUCGAUGAGUCACGACCGCAUCAGUCCGAUUUCUCAGCAGCAGGACUCUUCUCCUACAGAGCCAUCCUUCCACAUCGAAUCUGUGAAACACUGUGAUGGUAUUAGCUGGGUCGUAUCUGCAGGCUCCUCACCGGCUGAUAUCUGAUAUUUAACUUCUUGGCUCAGAGCCGAGCGCUGACUCUGCUGGGACCCGCUCUGAAAAACCGCUGCGUCAUGUCUUCAGUUUCCACUUCAUCACAUUAAAUAAAGUCGCCCUCUUACAUAUCAAAUCAUCAAAUCUAGUCUAAUAUCAGUCUUUGAAGGGUUUCAUCUCAUGACUUGGUUUCACUGAUUCUGACUUUAAAAUGGUUUUGUAAAAGUCAGAAGGAAGGAGCCUGGUGAGUUGAGGUCCAGGAAACAGUGAAACCGAGCAGGCUGAAACAGUCUCAACAGAGCGCCUGUUUUAUCUAAAUGGAUGUGGUUUACCUUGACUCCUGUGGCCUGCCUGGACUAACACCACACCACAUUUGUGGCCAGAAAAGGCGUACAAAGAGGUAAUGUUUGUAAAAAUGUUGUGUUUCCUGAUUUCCUCUGGAGGUGGCGCUCUUUUACCUUCUUUGUGCCUUCUUUGUAUUUCCCCUCCAAAUUUGACUCCUCCGUCUUGUUUUCAUGUUUUCAUGCAAGAGCAACAGGUCUUGAAAAGUGCUUGAAAGUGCUUGGAUUUAUAAAGAAUAGUUUAGGGGUUUGAAGAUUUAGAUGCUGCUCUCCAAAGGCGACCUUGGGCUCACCACACUCUCGAUCCGGGACACAAAAGAGUGAAAUUUGCACAAAAUACGAUCCUUGAAAUUCCUGAAAAAGUCAAUCCUUGAGUUAGUUGAUGAGCUUUUACAGCUCUAAAAGACUAUUCCUAAUAAUCAUGGAUUAGUCAGGGAUAAUCUCUCUGUUUUCAUGCUUUUAUUUAAACACCAGAUUGAAAUAAAUUCCCAAAAUCAACAAGCAGAAUUUUACCAAGCGUCUGCGGAGAACACGCCUGCAAACUAAGAGUUAAAGAUGUGGACGAAGAUAAGGAAACAACCAGGAGACAAAAGAGGAAAGGAGAACAGGAAAUGUAGAGAUUUCCUCUGGAUGUGAGGUGCGCGGGUUUACCCAACAUGCUCAGUUGUUGCUCUCUUUCCCUGCGAGCGUGUCGGAGAGAGCCGGACAAGAAAGGAGAAGAUUUGAUGAAGAGAGGCGGUUAAAAAAGAAGAGUUUUUACUGACGCUGUUGGACAGACUGGAGGGAAAUCUUUGGAUGAUUGUGUUUUUUUUUUUUCAGUCCUGGGACUUUGUCAGAGAAGGACUUGAAUCAGUGACAUCCAAGAUCUUUGACCCAUUUCGGCUUUUCUUUGGCGCUUCAACAUAUUUUUAACUUUUUAUUUCGGUGGUCGUGCACACCGGUCAUCAUUUUCUAAGCCAUGUAACUACCUGUUCCUCAUGCUCUGGAUCCCUUUCACCUGGUGAACUGAAUCACCUCCCUGACCCCUGACCUGACCUGAGCAUCGUAGGACUUUAUCCAGACUCUCUUGAGGGCUCAGCCAUGUUGCGUUGCGUUCUCCAGCGAGCCAACAACCUGAGACACUCGCACCCCGUGGCUAGUGUCAGCUUUAGAGGUAAGAGGAUCAUCGUUAUAGUAAACUUGAGGUGGAUAGCUGUAGCAGGAAGUAUAGGUAUGUCACCACGACCUCGAGGUGCAGCACACUUUUACCAGAAGUGAGGAGGAGGAGGAUUCAGAGCUGUGAAGUUGUUCAUGUUUUCACCAUUUUGCUCCUGCUAACUUCUCCAUCGAUUACUUUGGUACAUGACGUGAUAGGUUCACCAAGAGAAGGUCCAGUAGAAACUAGCUGACAGGCGGUAUUUCCCCAGUGACUGCUGUGGAAGUGGAUGUACUUUUCUCAGUGGAUUUAGUCCUUCUCUGUGCUUGUACACUGGGACAAGGACAGUCCCAUUUGAUUGCACAAAACAGCUGAUGAUCGUAGCUGGAUUGACUGUGGAUUGGGACCUUAAAGGGAUAUUCCGGCGUAAAAUUAAUUUAGGAUCAAACACACGUAACACUGAGUUAGACACACAGUUGAGAGAUGAAUGUUGCCGACCGCUUGCUUCUCUAGUUAUACCAACUUUAGUAACGACCGCAGGAUAAAUACAGAGAGCCACACGCUCAACCAAAACGCCACUCUAUAGCCACAAAUAAUGCUCAGAACAGCACCUAACUUCAUCAACAGGACAUAUAGGGUCACAGACAUAGUACUAGACACCAAACAUCUUUUUAACUUUGACUCAUUUCUUUAGCAAAGAGACUAAACACAACUCACCUACUCUCUUCCAGCAGCCGCUUGUUUGUACAGAGACCGCAGAUGAGUCCACUACAGCGGGGUGUCGCAGCUCAAGGAAGAACAUUUAUGAUAAUUUCUUUAUGGAAAUACAAACAGACCGAGACGCUAAGGCAGAAGAACUACCGUGUCUGCAGAGAAAAAUGAUUAAUAUGAUGAUUAUUACUUAGAGGAAAUGAAAAGAAAUUAUCAUAAAUGUUCUUCCUUGAGCUGCUAAAGAAAUCCUCAUACCUCAAUUUAAGUUUUUGGUUUUUAUGUUAUUAAAAUUUUAUGAACAAAAAGACACCGAAGAGAGCUUUAAAAUGACACCUAAAUCAGCUCUCUAGGUGCCAUACUUCCAGAGAUAUGAACACUUUUGUAACGCAUGUCAUGCUAGUUAGCCAAAAAUUCAUUAGCCCCUAUCUCACUAAUUAGACGGCUUUGAACAAAAAUAUUUGAGCUCUGACAGUUUCUCCUGAAGGCCAAUCACUCCACCAAAUUUCAUCAAAAUCUGUGACGUGAGUGGAGAUUCUUGGUUGAAUUGACAUGGAAUGACCCCUUAAUAUCCUGCAUGCAACCUGAUAUGUUUAAUGCAACAUGUGCACACUGUUAGUUUAUUCCAGCUUCUAUAUGAAGGAAUGGAAACCAUUAACCUCCAGUAUGCAGCUUCAUUGUCUGAAGACUUAUUUUCAUUGUAAACACAGUGCAGGAGUGAUUCUGGGUUGAGUGGGGAUAGCGGCGAGCAUUGUUAGCGCCCCUCCCUCUGAAGGGCAGGAGGUGAAGGUGACUUGGCUACCUGGCCUGUUUUUCCAUCACUUUGUUGUUGUACUCGUCAUGAGUCAGUGUCCGCCCUCAUAACGAGGUGAGCCGUUAACUUCCUGCCUUUGUUCUGACUCUGUUUCCUGGUGCCAUCACGCUCACGGUGGACUCCGAUCGGAGCAGGACGCACAAAAUUCACUCUUGUGAAGAGGAUGGUAUUUGAAUUCAAACGCCAUGGUCACUAUCAGUGUCUCAGUUUCACCCCAGACCUGAGUGAAGUCAUAUUGGGGUGAACUUUGACACUCUGCAAUGUAUCCAUCGAAUUCAGAUCAGCAAACGUCUAAUUUCCCAGAACUUUCCAGAGAACCCUGUCAUCCAUCCAAACAUAGCCUCUGAUUGGCUCGUGGUCCCCAAGCAGGAAGAAGUCCUCCUCUCACUGAUACACCACACUCAUUGUUAACUUUGAGAAUGGGCAGUGUUUCGACUCUGGACUUUUUACGUCAUCAGUUCAAGGAUAAAUGGAAACCGUUCCUUUAAAAGUUAGAUCUGCCUGCAAGUCAAAGGCAGACGCACACGGACACACCCACCCGUCUAAAGAUAGACCUCCAUACGUAUUCAACAGGCCUGUGGGUCACAGUUUGUUCUAUUCCCGGCUCAUGACAGAAUCUGUGCCAAGCAAGGCCAACCAGGAAGUCAAUGCUGUGCCAUGUCCUGUCUCUGAGAUGCUAGCUCCGAUUUCAGCUUCUGGGAGGUUUACACACACUCACACAGACACACACAAAAAUAAAGUACCCUCUUGACCCCUCUGUGGAAGGGUGGAGGUGUUUUUGAAGAAAUCUUCCAGGGGCGGAGGUACACUAACGUAGGUAUUUGUGUGGGUGUUUGUGCGUAAUAAGGUCCUUGUUUGUGUGUCUGUGAGUGUGUGUGUUCUCACAUUGGGUGAUGACCGCGGAGAAAACAGGAAAGAAAACAGCCAUUCUCUGGGUGUGUGUGUGUGUGUGUUAGGAGAGAAAGAAUGUGUGCAUGUGUGUGUGCUUGCAGACUGAGAGUGCAUGAAGUGUGGAUCCAAACAAGCCUCCAGCUGUGCAGAAUAAUCCGUCAAAGUGGACAGUCUGAAUUAUAUACAUUCAGGGUUUUGGCCGACCGGUCUUAAGUGAGGAUUACCUGGUUAUGUUUUCCUUGUAUUUCUUCCUUGUUGAGGCACAAAAGUUGGAAACCCUUGAUGACUCUGCUCCUCCAUCUUGCCCUCUUUCCCCCAAUCUCAGAUUCGGGUAAAGAGCAACUAAGUGAACAGUUGGCUCAUGUCCAUGACUACAUCCCCAAACUUCCUAUCUGUGUGCAUUCUGUAUGUGCACUUCCUGUGAAUGGGUGGAGUCUCUUACCUGUUUGGGAUAGUGUGUUUAUUGCACAGGAAGGGCAGACAGGUGAUAGUGUUUAAUUUAUGAUUGUGUUUCUUCUCAAAAUGCUCCCUCUUGAAGGCAAUGCAGUUUUGAAUGUUGGAAGAAAUAGUUCAGGCUUUGGAAUCAUGAUGACAACUUGAGCACCCUCUUGCAAAAAGUUGCAGGACCAAGCGUAACCCCAUUUAGAGAAAGUUUAGAGCACAGCAAUGUCCUUCACACCAAAGAGAGACAGUUCAGAUGGUUCAGGUAUCUGAUCAGGGUACCUUAUGUGCCCAUGCUUCUGAGGGGAGAUCCCAUCCAUCCAGGUCAUGCCAUACCCCCUAAAACCUACUGACCAGAUCAGCCCGGCACUGUGUGACGCUGGCAGAUCAUGAUGCACAUGUGUCCUGCAGGAUUCAGGGGUUGGGAUCCUCCAGGGUGAGCUGGAAACCAUGUCUGGGGUAAAGGGUCAUGCAGAGACGGAGGGUUUGGACAUCUUUACUUUUUAAAGGAUGUUGUUCACAUCGGCUUUGUUGGAAGGCCUGGAGCUCCUGAGAGGGAUUACUUACCUCCUCAGGCCUGGGAACACCCCGAAUUUCAAUUUUCCAACUAGCAUGAUCUUCAGUCCAACAUCUAACCCCCAAACCAAAGACAUUCCCAUUUACAGAUACAUUAAAUUCAAGUCUAGUUCAUGAUCCGUCUGUGUGUUUAUCCCUGGAAAUGAAAAAAAAGAGUCUUCUUAAACUGGACAAUAGUCAUUGUCUCUGCUUCCUUUUUCCCUCUUUAAUACCGAAAUCAAAUGGAAAUCAAAAUACGUCGUCCCGAUUGGAUAACUCUCAUCACAUCCCGGCAUGUGUUUGCACUCUAUUCUGAGAGCUCUUCGGGAGCUAAUUAUACAACCUGGCAGCUUAUUGGUCGGGCUUACAUCUGACUUCCUCGACGGUGCCCAGCAGACAGGAAAUCAGAGCUCUGAACACCAUGUUGCAGGAAGCUACGCAAAGAUAACACAAACACACACGCUGAAACACAAUAUUCAGUCCGCCGUGUGUGUUUACGUGAAAGGUGAAGUGGUUUCAAAGUUCAUGGCUCUGACAUUAAAAGCAGUUGUGGUUGGAUUGUUGAAACUUUAGGAGAAAUCUUCCAGAAUCUUCUGGGAAUCACCGGCAAGACUGUUGUCCUUUGUUAGCGGUAUUUGCAGUACACAGAAACCCUUGAAUGAUUUCAGUUAAAUGUCGUUAAGUUACGAUCAUUCUCGGUCUUAAAAUAGUGUCUUGUAUUCUGAUGUUUUAGUCAGUGUGUUUACAUGCACAGCUUAAUUGGACUAAGUUCACAAUUCAUUUUUUUUUCAUGGUAUCGGACUUCUCUCCUUGUCGGCGUAUACAUGCAGCUGAGAAAAUCGAAUUGUUGACGCCAAUGUGACCUCCUCCCCAAAACGAGGGGGCAAUAUGGGUCUUUUCAGCGGCGCCGUUUCCAGACCUUUUUUAAACAUGUCUCCAUUCCUCGUUUUGCAACCGUCCAUAUACUUCAAAAUGUCCACUUCUGUUUGGACGAAAAAGAUAACGACACUCUCCUCGUCUUUCCAGAAGUGGACAUUCUUUUGUGUUUCAGCUGCUUCUGAGUUGAAAGUCCUUGAAAUGAUAGCGCCACUUCUUCUCUGGUGUUUUUGUUCCUGGGUUACGGAGGCGUGGCGCACGUACAUUGUCCGAUCAUACUCUGACUACGCCAAUUACAUGGUAGAAAAAAUCUAAUUCCAACCGCAUUAUCUGGAUGUCUUAAUUGGAGUUCUGCAGCUUUGUUUAUAGUAAGACUAAGGUGUUUACAUGCACUUCAGUCGUCCGGACUUAAUCGGAGUAAGGCGAUAUUUCGGUUUUCUUGGGUGUCAUAUAAACGUACUUAGUGUAACAGGCUCACAAGCUAAAGCCUCGUCCAUGCCUGUGAUUUGGCCUCUCGUCCACAUGUGAAGUUUUAGCUCACCGGAAAUGGAGGUUUUCAAAAAUGCGAUAUAAGAACCAGAAAUUUUCAUCAGCAGCCUUUACAUCUUUACUCUUAAUGUUCCUCUUCCUCUGUUGCCUCCAGGUUCGAAGAAGAAGACGAAGGUCAUCAAGAACAACCCUAACCCUGUUUGGAAUGAGGUACGUCCUCCUGAAGUGGGGCAAUUGUGGGUUGGAUUGGCGCCUCUUUACCAAAAGGAGAAGUUUUGGAAUCCCAGAGACUGACCUGAAAGUGUUUUAACCUUAACAAAAAUGUUCACGCUGUCUGUGACUUGAAGCUAACACUGUCCCCUGUCUUGUCAGGGUUUUGAGUGGGACCUCAAAGGGAUUCCUCUGGAUCCAGGAGCAGAGCUGCACUGCGUCGUCAAAGACCAUGAAAAGAUGGGGAGAAACAGGUACAGAGUCAGGGGUGUUUGUCGUUGGUAUUUAUCAUCCUAUUGGCCACCCUGAAACCCCUAAACCCUGAUUGGCUCUUUGCUUUUUUAGAGGGAAUGUUUUGGUGACUUUUUACCUUGUAGAGUUGCCAAACUAUAAACAAAAAUAUGAGUUUAGUUUAACGCCGCUGUAUGAGACAUUUGUGGAGGAUAAGUUUCCAUGUCUGGCCACCCCUACAAAGAUCUGUGCUUCAGUUUGGCCCCCCAAACAAAUAAGGAACUAAAACUAAGACUAAAACCAAAGAGACACGCACCUACAGUACUGAUAAUGAAGUGUGUGUGUGUGUGUGUGUGUGUGUGUGUGUGUGUGUCUGCUCAGAUUUCUGGGAUUUCUGGGGAGUGUCGGCUCGCUCUCAGAGACGUGCUCAACUCUCCGAACCUGGCCGCCUCCUUCACCAUCUCCUUAGUGGACACCAAGAGGAACAACACAGGGGUGAGCACACACACACGCACACAUACACACACACACACACACAGUAGGGCCCGGACAGGUUAAUUUACAGCCUCAUUGUAUAAAACUCGUUAAUCAGCCUGAGUUUUCCGGCCUGGAGUCUAAAAUUAGAGAAAGACUUUCCUGAGUUUGAUUAAUAACCACACCUUUAUGUCUCACUGUGACUGUUUAAGAAACUUAUUCUUUAAUAAAUCAGGAAAUUUAUCUGCAUAUUAACGGUAAAAUCAACCCAGUUAUAGUAUCACUUUCUCCGAUGUUUCCACUUUCUUUUUUUUACCUUUAAAGGUUUUAUUCUCAAGAAGCUGAUUCACAGAUUAUGUGUCAAGUCAUUCUGCGCCGAGUCCUAACAGUUCAGUUUUUCUUCUUCUCUGUUUUCAUGUUGAACAGAUACUGAAGAUACCACACUAACCUGUAUCAGGUCCCCUUUUCUCUAAUUUUUCUGUUCCCUGUUUUCAAAGCUCCAACAGUUUCGCUCUCUGUGUCUGUUUUCUUCAGUUUGGUUGAUGUCCGGCUCUUUAGUGGAGACUGCAGUUCCCAGAGCGCCCACUAGAGCAAAAAUAAACCUGUUCAAACAGCUGUUUCAGUCUGAGUCAAAGUUUGUUUUCUUCCAGAUGAAUUAAGAACAAUAUUAAAGAAGCUAAUGACAGGAAAACAGCCUUUUCUGAGAACAUCAUCCGGUAAUUUAUUGACGGUCCCUUAUUCAACACCUGACGUUGAUACCGAGGGUGCAGAGUAGAUUUAACCACGCUGCUGUUGGAGAGUGAGAAGACACCGGUAGAUCCUCCCUGAACGUCCGUCAAAUAUCCAACCUAAAACUAACUUCACCGCCAUAUUUACAGGAAAAAACAUUUAUUGCCUCAGCUGAUUUUUUUAUGCGCACAUGUGACCCUAAAUACAUUUUACAAUUCACACACAUCUAUUUUUGGUCGUGAGUGAAACGGUCGAGCCCUGUAAUGAUUAGGCCGACAAGGAAAGAAGGAAAGCGGCAACUUUUGUAGACUGAUUUGAUAUGACUUUUGUGAUCUGGCACCGUUCUCACUUCUGACCAAUCAGAACCAUGUAUUUCACACAGCGGGGUAAUAAAACCUGACCUCAGGAUUAAAUAAAAUGAAACGUCUCCAGAGGUACCCCCCCCUCUCUCUCUCUCUUUCAAGCUCACCUAAAACCAUCUUCUGCUUUUGGCAUCAGAGGGAACAAUGUUCAGUCUCACAUCCUCGUUUCCUGGAGCCAAAACAAAGUCUUCCUCUCGGUGUCAGGGUGGAUCUGAUUGAUGUUUCUCUCUCUUACAGUCAUAAAAAAAACACCAUCUUUGUCUUUGUUUAACCCUGUGUGUGUGAGGAAUCAAUUCUAGAAGCAGGGAACGUCUGAAUCUUGACGUGAACAGAUCAAAUCCUUUGCUUAAUCUGACAAACGUGAUUAUCCGCCUCCUUUUCCCAUCAGGCCACCCUGACCCUGCAGGUUUCCUACCUCCCUCCUCCAGGAUCGGCUCCGAUCUACCAGCCUCCUCACCAGCCGGAGACUCCGACUCACAACAACCCGAGCGUGGAGCUGGACACCGUCACAAGUAAAAACAUCAAACUCAAAUACAAAAAAUAUUCAACAUCCUCACAUCUGAGACUGUUUUCUGUUUGCCGGUUUCAGUGAUUUCUCUCGACACGCUGGGCGAGGAGGACACCGAGAGUAUGAUCAUGGUGGAGCCACCGGAGGACCAGGUUCAGGACGAUGGACGCUCCAUGGUCAUCGUCGGUCCUCAGGGGACCUCAGGUCACGAGUCCCCUGCUGCACAGACCCCCAAGCGCUCGCCGCCAACCUACAACACCCACGGAGGUCUGAGGAAGAGGAGGAGAGGAGGAGGAAGCAGUCAGCCCAAACCACUGCCCAACAAACCUCAGGACCUUCAGGUUUGGACUUAGCAAGGUCCAGAACCAGAAGCGACUUGUUUCUGUAACCGUUCCCUCUAAGUAGCAGCUCAUGAACGGACUUCUUGUUCAUGCUGACACUGCCGCCAUGUGGUCAUUUUGGUUCAUUACACUAAAAACCCCAAACAGACCCAAUGCCAAAGUCAACACACCCAGGAAGGGUCAAGAUUUAAAGGGCGUGUUUUUGACGUUUUUUCGUUGAUACAUGACGCUAACUCUUUCCAGGUUCGUGUGCGAGUCAUCGAAGGCCGACAGUUGCCCGGCAUCAACAUCAAGCCUGUUGUCAAGGUAACAGUGGCCGGACAAACCAGGAGGACGCGAAUCAGAAAAGGCAACAACCCGAUCUUUGACGAGGUAAACGUGACCGAGUUAACGUCAUCGUAACGUUUGAGUUCAUUCAUGUUUGACUGAGACUGAAGCGUUUCUCCUCCACAGACGUUUUUCAUGAACUUCUUCGAGACUCCGUCGGACCUGUUUGACGAGCCCAUCUUCAUCACUGUGAGUCUGAGCUCUUCUUUAACUCGGAUCCAUCUCUUCCAGUUUGAUUAAACACUCUCCUCCUCUUCUCUGACAGGUGUGUGACUCUCGCUCGCUCCGCACUGAUGCCGUGAUCGGAGAAUUCAAGGUACAAACUGACGAAAUAAAGAAGAUAUUUGAUGAAGGGCGCCGUUUGUUUGUUCCUUGGUUGUUAAUCUUUUUGCAAACUCAGUCACAAACAUCUGACCUUUGACCUUUUCUUUGCAGUUAGACGUUGGAACCGUCUACAACGAGCACAGUGAGUUAACCUUAACCUGAUUGUCGAACUGAUUUCUCGAUCUGAUGUUCUCGUACGUUAACGCUCGGUGUGAACUCUUUAGGACACUGCUUCUUGAGGAAAUGGCUGCUGCUGUGUGACCCCGACGAUCUUUCGGCCGGGGUCAAAGGCUACCUGAAGGUCAGCCUGCUGGUUUUGGCAGCUGGAGAUGAACCACCGGUGAGUCUGAUCGGAGAGUUUGAACAAAAACUCUUGAAAUAAGUCAAUUCGUCCAUCUUUCACUGAUCUGGGACAAGGUUUGAGGUGGCUCCCAAAGGGGUUUCCAGAUUAGAUGAGUACCCUGGGAUCUCCACCGAAUUAAGGGUCUCAGGAGGCUUCCUAACCGAAUGUCUGAAGAUGCUUUCAUCUUUGUGUGUUUCUCAGGCCGAUAAACGGGACUGUGUCGAGGAUAAAGAAGACAUCGAGGGAAACCUGCUGAGACCGGCUGGUCUGUCUCUGAGGGGAGCUACUUUCAAUCUGAGGAUCUUCAGAGCGGAGGACUUACCACAAAGUUAGUCCACUCUGUGAAUGUCGUCGUUUAAUCCGAGAUUAAAGAGAUGAGACAGUUUCUAACGUCUCUGUGGUUCUUCUCUGCAGUGGAUGACGCCUUCAUGGACGGGAUGAGGCAGAUCUUUGGGUUUGACAGCAACAGGAAGAACCUGGUGGAUCCUCUGGUGGAGAUUCACUUUGCUGGAAAAACAGUACGGCAUCCCACUAAAUCCAGUUCUAACUCUUAGUCCACCGAAUCCAGAAUCCAGUCCUCUGAGGUCUGUAUUUUCUUUCUGUUUCAGAUUUGCACUAAGAUUCUGGAGAAGAACGCCAAUCCGCAGUGGAACCAGAGUCUGUCGAUGCCCAUCAGGGUACAAACAAACAAACAAACAAACAAACUCUAUAUUUUUGAAGACAAAUAUGCUCACCAGGAUCAGUGUUUUAUCUUAUUUAAGGUUCUGUUUCCUUCCCCAGUUUCCCUCCAUGUGUGAGAAGAUGAGGAUCAGAAUCCUGGACUGGUAAUUCCAACGUUUGGUGCACUAGGUUGAUUUAACAAAAUAAGAGACUCCCAGGAAAACCUGGUCUAAGUUCUCUCUGCGUUGCAUCUUUCCUUGGAUUGGAAACUUCUGUCUGGUAGCGAUAACUCCAGAUGUUCAUCACCUCCACACUUUGGGUUCUUCUUCUUCUUUAUCCUCAUUUCAGGGACAGAGCCAGUCACAACGACGUCGUUGGCACCACCCAUCUGUGCAUGUCCAAGAUCUCAGCCCCCGGUGGAGAGAUAGAUGGUAAGUACGAGCCGAAUCCGGUCUGAACUGGACUUGACUCUGCCGGUUUGGUUUGGACCGAUGAAGGCUCGUAUGGUCUUACCUUCUCCUUCUCCUCUUCGUCUUCUUUUCUCUGCAUACUGUGACGUUUUCUCCUUCUGAAUAACUCACCCCCAAUUUUCACCGCGUCCGGAACGGCUACGAUCUGUAACGGCUGCGAUUUUCGCCAUCCGCCAAUUCCUACUGGAUCCGUUGGGGAGGAGAAUUUUGUGUCCAAUUUAGGACAGGGGUAAUCGCUGAAUUUAUCGGGCAUGCUCUGGCAUCUGGAAGAAAUGGAACUCUUGCGAUCAGCUGUUCGGUGAUUCGCAGCGGAACGGAAAGAAGUCGGUGGAAAUUGACACGUUAACUUGAAUGGAAACGAUCAGCUACGAUUGUCAGAUACGGCCUUUUUGCCGCCGUUCUGGAUGCGGCGGAAAUUGGGGGUCAGGCUGCAUCCCGGUGUCUUAACACAAGUGUUGACGUUUUCAAUCAUGGUCACAUUAACCAGAAGAUGACCUCAGAUGUUAAACCUUUGAACACAAACGUUUAGAUAAAAGUACCUUCAAACUGGACGAUAUUUGGUGGGUGAUCAAGUCCAGCUGUCCUCAUCAAAUUGUCUUUAUCAGCUCAGACUGGUUAUUGUUGUAUUUGAUCUACAGUCUUUAUCGAGAACAUAUUUAACUCCUGGUUUUGUGACAUCUUCAAAUAUCAGAUAUCAUUUGGGUUUUGAGAGUUAGCUGUAAAGUUCUGAUGUCUGAUACGUCUGUGAUCGGUGAAUCUAACCACGCAUGGACUGUUUUGCAGUGACAUGCUUUUCUCGGAUCGACUUUGGAGCGUCUCAGCUCAGGAAGACAUGCAUGAGUCGUGCUCAGUGUGAAGUUUUCUUAACUGUCUUGAUCUAAAUCUGGUUUCUGCUGUUUUGUGAAGAUACAACACUUCCCCCGUCUUUGUCGUGGGGUUUGUUGUUGUAUUUGUUGAAUCCAAAUGUUCGCCCUCGGUCAAGGUCAAGUCUGGACAUUUGGAUUCAGCCCUCUGAUGAGUUUGUGAUCCGCUGCACUUGUUUGGUUUUGCGUAGCGUUCAAAGACACUUGUUUCCUCUCUCUCUGUAACUCUCAACCAUCCUUCCUCUCUAUGCAUUCAGACGACUUGACUCCAAGGACCGUCCAGCCUGGCAGUACGUCCACCAUCCUCUUUUCUCUUGUGUGAAACUCAUCAGCUGUCAGAUGAUGAAUAUUUUCCUCCUUUUCCAAACUCAUAACUGUUUCCACCUUCGUUUAAUUCUGAUAAAUCUCUUUCAAUCGACUCUGUCGUGAUUUUCAGUCCAAUCAGUCCAACCGAUGUCCUCUACAUCCUCUCAACUUUUCCUCUGUUUCCUGUCGUUCCAGUCGAUGACACUCUUGGUUUCCUCCCAACGUUUGGUCCGUGUUUCGUCAACCUGUACGGCAGCCUCAGAGAGUUCACCGCCUUCAGCGAUCCACACGAGGCACUGAACCUCGGAAAAGUAACUUGGUGUUUUUGUUCUUCAUCUUUAAAUACAGGAACUCGUCUUUAAAGAAACGUUAAAACCAGUAAGAGUAAACUGGGUUGACUGGUUAGCAUUCGUUCGUAGGACUAGUAAUUCAUAUUGAUCACUAGUGAUGAUAUAAAACUCACCAAUUACUGAUGAUCAACCUUCACCGAUCAAGAAGGACAAAUAUCAGUAACCAUCACAUGAAGCUAACCGAUAACCAAUCAAAGUCACACAGAACCAACCAAUCAACCAACCGGUUACCAAUAACCAGUGCUGUGAAGCCAUGGCAGUAAAAUAACGGCACUAUUUCAACGUUUUGAGCUCAGACACGUCUUCCUUCCAAACUCCUCCUCAAGAUUAACAGCCAAUCCCAACUGUAGUGUUCGAUUUUGCAUGUUUACGUAAAGUGAAGGAGUGACCCAGUUCUACGUAAGAUUAAGGGUUAGGGUUAGGGACCUCACUUGAAAGCAAAAGGUAAGAUUUUAAUAUAAUUUUCAAAGUAAUGACACUUAUUUUAGGUAUUCCAUCCUUUGCUACAACACGUGAAUAUUAGCGAUGUUUUGAAUUGUUUAUGUUUUAAAAAUUGCGCACUGUGACGAGCUAGCUAACAAAGCUAUAGCGAAUGAUUGCUAUACUGAUGUCGGACUCAACUGGCAACAGCUAAACGUUACAACAGUGGGUGUUGUUUUCCCACUUUUCGCAUCAGCCUACAACACAGCCAGCAAGAGACAAGGCCUUCCCCUUGGCCCUCUGUUUUUAGGGGGUAGACAAAGGGUUAAGACGAGAGUGACUGGCCAUAAGUGGUUAGCAUUUUCACUGCUUUACUGCUCUUUGGUGAUAAGAUGCCUAGGAUGGAUAUUAAAAACACUGUUGUUUCACUCUUUUCUUCUCUAGGGGGAGGGUGUGGCGUACCGGGGCCGGAUUUUAAUGGAACUAACGACGAAACUGUCCGACAAACCAGAACAGAGAUCUGAGGACAUAUCAUCGGACGAUCUGAUCGUGGUGGAGGUGAGAGAGAGAUCUCUAACUCACUUUUUAAAAAUGUUUUAAAACACAUGAAGGUUUCCGCUCAUCUUUAACUUCUCCGUUUACAGAAGUUCCUCAGGAAGAGGAAAUACUCUCUCUUCGUGGCGUUUUAUUCGGCCACGCUCCUCCAGGACGUCGACGACGCCAUCCAGUUUGAGGUCAGCAUCGGUAACUAUGGUAACAAGUUCGAUUACACCUGCCUCCCUCUGGCCUCGACCACCCAGUUCAGCAGAGCUGUGUUUGACGGUAGGUCAAAGGUCGGAUUUAUGCAUUUCAAGAGUUUCAGUCGUAGAAUUAUCCGAUCGUAAUCUUUCUGAAUCGAUUUAUUUAGUAAAUGAAUAUUUCAUAAAUCCGUUUCCAGGCUGCCAUUACUACUACCUCCCCUGGGGAAACAUCAAACCAGUGGUGGUCCUGUCCUCAGAGUGGGAGGACGUCAAACCAAGGAUUGAAGCUCUCAACAUGCUGCUGGCUAUCCUCGACAGACUGGUGGGUGUCGAAUCUUCCCGUCUGAGUUGUUGUGCAGCAGCCGUGUUUAAAAACACUCUCAGGACAGAAACAUUUCUGUGUAUUUUUGUCCGUCCAGGAGGCAAACCUGCAGCGGGUCAACCUGGAAGUGAAGGCAGGCAGCGACCUGGAGGAGGUGGAGCUCAGGGUGGUGGAGCUGUUGGAACAGGUCAUCACAGACUGCAGGUAAACACUCCGACAAGUCAAAACGAGUUGUCUUCUUCUAUUACCAUCGUAUUUUUUGUGUGUGAGACUCUUUUUUUGGAAAUAGCGAGGAGCUGCCCUCCCUCGACCACUGGCAGUGCUGCACUCCUCUGGACCGCUCUCUGAGACACAUCCGGACUCUCCACCUGCAGCAGAUCGUCGCGGGCGCGCUGGCUCUCAAACACGGACCUGCGACCGAGCUCUCCACCGUCAUGGAGCAGGCGGAGGACUGGGCCAACAGGCUGAGGCUCAUGGCCGAGGAGGUAUAAUGAUGCCAAUUUUGUUGUUCUUCUUUAUCAGUUUUUCUCCUCUGAGGCACUUCUUUGCUGCUCGUCAUAAACCAAAGUGACCACAUAAUAAAGUUUAGUAAAUUCCUCCUCUCUGUUUCUCUUUGUGUGCUCGAUUUCUCUCCUUCCAGCCUCAGAACAGUCUCCCCGACAUCAUAAUAUGGAUGCUGCAGGGCGACCGCAGGGUGGCGUACCAUCGUAUCCCGGCGCACACUGUGAUCUUCUCCCAGCAGAACUGUGGGAAACACUGUGGGCAGCUGCAGACCGUCUUCCUCAAAGUAAACACACAAACACACAUUUAGGUCCAUUUCUAGAUCUUAUGUUUACAUUUGGUGGUCUCAAACACGAGUCCCCAAAAGGAGGCUUACUGACCUGCGUUUCGUGUUCGGCAGCAUCCACAGAGCGGCGUCGGUGAAGCCAAACUUCCAGGUCAGCUGAGGGUGAAGGUCUGGUUCGGAUUGGCUGCUGACGUCAAACAUUUCAACCAAUACGCCGAGGGGAAACUGUCGGUGUUCGCCGAGACGGUAGGAUACAGAGCGCACAUUUGUCUUUAAAUGGACGCCAACUGUUUGGUAGACGCUGCCCCCUUUUGUCGAGUCCUUUUAUCAACAAGAGUCCAAACUACUUUUACUAAUUCAGAUUUUCAGUCCUAAUUUUCUUCGUCUUUGUAAUUCCUUGUAAUUUAAUAAUUUAUCAGUUUGCAGUCUAUGUGUCACCAGCAGGGGGCGAUAAUACAAGAAAAAAAGAAGUAUCUGGACUCUGCUGGUGUGACCUAAAAGUCUGAGUCCACGAACUGAGUCUGUUUCUUUUUUUUUUGUCGCAGUAUGAAAACCAGACCAGACUCGCCCUGGUGGGCAGCUGGGGAACUACAGGAUUGACGUACCCCAAGUUCAGCGACGUCACCGGGAGAGUCAAACUGCCCAAAGAGAGCUUCAAACCCUCGCCUGGCUGGACCUGGGCCGGGGACUGGUUCAUCAGUCCAGAGAAGACGUGAGUGUGCGGUCUUUGGACGGCAUGGGUGUUUUAAAACUAGUUAGAUUGAGAUUAGUCGACUUCAUACAGGCGAACGAUCACCAAACGUUCAUUAAAGUUAUAAAUCCAGAUGUGAUCCUACUUUUCAAACCCUUUGUCCUCCAUAAUUUCAACACUUUCUGUUUUAUUUAAUGUGAAUACUUGUUAAAAUGUUUAAAUACCGAAAAAUUUUCCAUUUCGGGUCAAUUUUGUUGUUCUUCUUUAUCAGUUUUUCUCCUCUGAGCCCCGCCCACAAACAGACGCUCCUGCUCGCUCGUAUCGUUCCAAUUAAAUUCAGAUAUAAUGCAGAUAAAUACUUCAGAUCAUUACAAAUGGGGCCCAGUCAAGGUGAAAGUCAAAAGCAUUGGUGCUACUGUAGAUGCCAACAGACUACCAGCAAACACAAUGUUUGCAGGACUUCUACAACGAGGAUAAAGUGACAUAGUCCAGGACCCGAGGGAGGACAGUUUAGCGAUGGCGCUACAACACGCUACAGCAGGUCCGUUUGACAAGAAACACUUCUGUUACAGACACUUGUCUUACUUUGUUAAAGCGGUUUACCUGUCCAGCAGAAAGGUUACAGGGUCACCAAGAUCCCCAAGCAUCCCCCAUCGUUUAUGUUGACCCGGCUUUUUAGCUCUUGUCCGGUCUACCUCCGUUUUAAGCGCCCGUUAUUCCUCCAGAGUCUCCGGUAUUUACUUUGUUUUCUUGCUUGUGUCGGCAGUCGUGGCCAAAGGAGGAUUCGGACAAUUUUCCGAACUUUCUGGUUGGUUUCUACUGUCCGAUAUUGUAGCACGCUAACUUUGUUUGGGCUCCUGAACGACACGGGGGAGCAGCGUCUGCCUCACAACCAAUCAGGUUAGAGGAGGUGGAGAACGGCUUUGUUUACAGUCAGAAAGAGCGGACCGCUCAAAAAUGUUCAAAUGUUGACGACACAGACAGAAGAGAACACAGAGAUAUUGUGACAUUAACAAAUGUCGUCAAUAACUAAUAACUAUUGACUGAUAUGAGAAGCUUUUUUGUAAAUUCACCACAAAAAAAGAUGCUUCUGAAACGGAAUCCUGCCUACCUCACCUUUAAAUUAAAUAAGUCUAACUGUGUCUACGAUCAUAAACCUUCAGGCUGCUGUUUGACGUGGACGCCGGUCACAUGACCUUCACAGAGGAAGUGUUUGAAAACCAGAUGAGGCUUCCAGGGGGGCAGUGGAUCGGCAUGCCAGAGGGCUUCACCGAUGUGGUACGUGUGUGUGUGUGUUUAUAGUGUUUGUGUGUUGGUGUUUACUGGUCUACUGUGUGUAAAUCGAUAAAUGUGUGUGUGUCAGAACGGGGAGAAGGCGGUGCCGAAAGACGAGAUCGAGUGUCCUCCAGGUUGGGUUUGGGAGGAGGUGGAGUGGAGCGAAGAUCUCAACAGGGCCGUGGACGAUCAAGGUGCGCACGAUGAAAACACAAUGAAGCAAAACGCAGACGAGUCCUGUUUCUGAUGUUUGUGAGCGUGUUUGUGAAUCUAGGGUGGGAGUACGGCAUCACGAUCCCUCCAGACCGCCGCCCGAAGUCAUGGGUGCCGGCUGAGAAGAUGUACCACACCAACCGGAGACGGCGGUGGAUACGACUGAGGCGGCGAGACCAGCAGAAGAUGGAGGCUCUCAGAAAGGUAGACAGAAAACCUCCAGAGUGUCAACCAUCACUGUGGGUUUGUGAGAGCAGCUGAAGUUCCUCCUGUCGGCCACUAGAUGGCGCCAAAGACCAACAGAGAGGCUGAUGCUCUCUGGUUUGUGUUCUCACAGCAGCGUCCAGAUGACACAGAGCGGGAAGGAUGGGAGUACGCCUCCCUGUUCGGCUGGAGGUUCCACCUGAAGCCCAGGAAGACGGACAGCUUCAGGAGGCGCAGGUGGAGGUGCCGCAUGGAGCCGCUGGAGAAGACGGGACCGGCGGCCAUCUUUGCUUUGGAGUGUUCUCUGGUAAAGACACAAACACAGACAUCUAUGUCCUGAGAGUGAAGCUCCCAACACUUGAAUGAGAUCUCCGUCUUCCUCCCACAGAGCAGCAUCGAGGACAAGAACGACGACAAGUCCGUCACGACCACCUUCGGGGUCAACAGACCCACCAUUUCCUGUUUCUUUGACCGUAAGAGACGCAGUUUGUCCUUUUUAAUCAAUUUUCCACUUUUCAUUUUCAAACAUUUCAACAUGUUUGUGUUUUCGUGUCCAGGUGGGACCCGUUACCACCUGCGCUGCUACCUGUACCAGGCCAGAGACCUGCUGCCCAUGGACAAGGACAGUUUCUCAGGUACUGUCGGAUUGAUAGAUGUCCUCUUUGUCUCACUGGUCUUAAAAUUAAACUAUAUCUGGGUAGAUUCUGGGUCAGUUUUUCAGUGGAGGGUUGGAGUCCAGAGGUACGGUCACAACGGAAGAAACCGAAGCCCGCUACCCACCAAACAUCGGACAUCGAAGAGACGUUCAGAUCAAGUCAGUAUCGGGUCGGUCCAUCAGAGACCACAUCUAGACGGUUAGAAAUUUUGACGUCCAAAUUGGACCUUUUUUAGACGUCGCUCUGACGUUUAGAAUAUUGACCAAAUCUAGACGUCGCCACAACGUGCAAAAUCAAUUUAAAGAUUUAUACGUCACUAUUGGACCUCUUUUAGAUGUUGACAUGACGUCCACAUUUGGACCUUGUCGUCAAAAAAAUACGUUAAAUAGAUGUCAUUUUGAGGUCGUAUUGCGCAGUGGGUACGAACAAAAAAAAAGAAACAGUGCAGAUAAAAAAAAAGCCUCAACGGAAGUUUACGACGCAAAAAAAGUGGCGAUGCAACAAAAAAUUAAAAAUAAAAGUUUCUUACUGUGAAAAUAAAAGGAUGCAAAAAAAAGCCUCAACGGAAUCGAGCUGUCGGGGACCAGUAACGAUGUUGCACCGGUGUUUUACGGUCUAGACAAAGAAGACGACGGCGAGAAGACGAAUGAAGAAGUUCGUGGAAAGGUUAUCGAUUAAUUUUUCUUCAUAAACUUUUCGAUGUGUCUUGUGGUUAGGCUAACACCACAGCGGCGUCCUCCAGAUCAACUUCGUAUCGACUCAGGCGCAACGUGUCCGAACCAAACGACACGCUAUAAAGCAGAAUUAAACAAUAACCUUUCCACAAACUUCUUUGAUCGUCUUCUCGCCGUCAUCGUCUGUGAUCUAGAUCAUAAAUCGUAUCUUUUAUUUUCGCUGUAAGCAACUUUUCAUCGCCACUUGUUUUCACCUCGUUAACUUCCGUUGUGGAUUUUUAAAUUUUUUUUAUCUGCACCGUUUCUUUUUUACUUGCAGCGGGCUUCGGUUUCUUUUUUUGCAUCGGUAACUUCCGUUGUGGCUUCUUUGGAGCAGUGUCGGUUCUCGGCCACCAUACAGGGGUAACGGUGUUAACGAGGGUCCUCAUAAGUAUUGCAAAACAAACAUGUGUGUGUCUCUAAACGAUCGGUGACACCGGCGGCUCGGGAAUGCCGGAGAGCUGGGAACGCCGCCGCCGCGACAAGUUUGUUAUUCCAGGUCACAACCGCUCUCCCCUGAUGUUAGCGCACACACGGCUCGCAAUGUGGAGCCGUGCAUAAAAACACAUGUAAACGUACAGUAGCACACACACACACACACACACACACACACACACACACACACACACACACACACACACAGAGUGAGUAGUUUGUUAUUUCAGGCCGGGUAAAGAGUCUCUGUGGAGCCGUUAGCGAAAGAGUAAACAGAAGCGAAGUUGCAUUUUCCCACCAGCCCUCAAUUAACCUUGGAGCUCACACACACACACACACACACACACACACACACACACACACACACACACACACACACACACCACCCAUGGUGACCCAUUCAAUUACCGUUUAUUCCCAACAGCCCAUUAGCUCAUAUAAACAGCCACACAAACAGCCCAGGGGGGGUUACGUAAGGCAGCGCGGAGGUCCGAGGAAAAAAAGCGAGUUUCUCUUUAUCGGUGUUUUUGUUUUCACUCAGAUCGGGGAUUCACGAUUUCCUCUUUGAAAUAAGACGUCUGUCCGGAUAAAUUUAGUUAAAGGAGAUUUUUGAGGAGAAAGAAGAAAAAGUGAAAAUAGACGAACAGACAGAUGGAAAAGGUUAAAAACGACAAAGACAUAAAGAGCUCCGUUUUGAUAGCUGAUGCGGUCUUUAAUCAUGGCCGCCCAGACGCCGUUAAACAGCAGAUUAACACACGACUGAAGUCCAUCCAUCAACUCUACUCAUCCAUUACGCCGCGCGCGCGUGUGUGUGUGUUUCUUCGAACCCUCCCUUUAAGCGGCCCGUCUCCGUCAUCUAUCAUUUCUUUCUUCCUCUGUCUAUUCAUCCCUCUGUUUUUUAAAGCCUCGUCUCUGUUUUCACAUCUGAGUCUGCGGUUGGUUUCUGAUUAACGCACACAGAAGCCGUAGUUUCCAUGACCUUCUCCGAAUAAAAGAAAAACAUUUUCCCUUUUCUGUUUUUUUUCUCCCUCUCUCUCUCUCUUUUCUCUUUUUUUAUAACCUCGCUCUCUCCUCUGCCUCUCCCACCAAACCCCAUUCAAAAUUUGAAGUAUUCUAAGUGUUGAUGACAGGGCUGUCACCAUAUAAAAACAGGUUAAAGGGACAUUUAAGGAGGACUGAGAGAGAUAAACAACACAAGACAAGUUUGGCUUAGUGUUUCUAAAGAUGUUCAAAGUUUUGUUUUAUCCAUCUUAACAUAUAUCAAAGGUAGGGUAGGCAGGAAUCCGUUAAAUUGUCUGAAUCCUCCUUUGGCCACGACUGCCGACACAAGCAAGAAAACAGUCAACAAGAAAACAGUCAACAAUAAAACAGUCAAUAAAACAGUCAGCAAGAAAACAGUCAACAAGAAAACAGUCAGCAAAAAAAAAGUCAACAAAAAAACAGUCAGCAAGAAAUCAGUCAACAAAAAACAGUUAGUAAGAAAACAGUCAACAAAACAGUCAGCAAGAAAACAGUCAGCAGGAAAACAGUCAGCAAGAAAUCAGUCAACAAAAAACAGUUAGUAAGAAAACAGUCAACAAAACAGUCAGCAAGAAAACAGUCAGCAGGAAAACAGUCAGCAAGAAAACAGUCAACAAAAAAACAGUCAACACCAAACCGGUCAACAAGAAAACCGUCAGCAGGAAAACAGUCAGCAAGAAAAAUGUCAACAAGAAAACAGUCAACAAGAAAACAGUCAGCAAGAAAACAGUCAACAAAAAACAGUCAGCAAGAAAACAGUCAACAAGAAAACAGUAAGAAAACAGUCAACAAGAAAACAGUAAGAAAACAGUCAACAAGAAAACAGUAAGAAAACAGUCAACCAUAAACAGUCAGCAAGAAAACAGUCAAAAAGAAAACAGUUAGUAAGAAAACAGUCAGCAGGAAAACAGUCAGCAAGAGAACAGUCAACCAUAAACAGUCAACAUGAAAACAGUCAACAAGAAAACAGUCAGCAAGAAAACAGUCAACAAGAAAACAGUCAACCAUAAACAGUCAACAAGAAAACAGUCAACAAGAAAACAGUCAGCAAGAAAACAGUCAACAAGAAAACAGUUAGUAAGAAAACAGUCAACAAAACAGUCAACAAGAAAACAGUCAGCAAGAAAACAGUCAACAAGAAAACAGUCAACCAUAAACAGUCAACAAGAAAACAGUCAACAAGAAAACAGUCAGCAAGAAAACAGUCAACAAGAAAACAGUUAGUAAGAAAACAGUCAACAAAACAGUCAACAAGAAAACAGUCAGCAAGAAAACAGUCAACAAGAAAACAGUCAACCAUAAACAGUCAACAAGAAAACAGUCAGCAAGAAAACAGUCAAAAAGAAAACGAUUAGUAAGAAAACAGUCAAAAAGAAAACAGUUAGUAAGAAAACAGUCAGCAAGAAAACAGUCAACAAGAAAACAGUCAACCAUAAACAGUCAACAAGAAAACAGUCAGCAAGAAAACAGUCAAAAAGAAAACAGUUAGUAAGAAAACAGUCAAAAAGAAAACAGUUAGUAAGAAAACAGUCAGCAAGAAAACAGUCAACAAGAAAACAGUCAACCAUAAACAGUCAACAAGAAAACAGUCAGCAAGAAAACAGUCAACCAUAAACAGUCAACAAGAAAACAGUCAACAAGAAAACAGUCAGCAAGAAAACAGUCAACAAGAAAACAGUUAGUAAGAAAACAGUCAACAAAACAGUCAACAAGAAAACAGUCAGCAAGAAAACAGUCAACAAGAAAACAGUCAACCAUAAACAGUCAACAAGAAAACAGUCAACAAGAAAACAGUCAACAAGAAAACAGUCAACCAUAAACAGUCAACAAGAAAACAGUCAACAAGAAAACAGUCAACAAGAAAACAGUCAGCAAGAAAACAGUUAGUAAGAAAGCGAUUUUUUUGUAGGAUGGUAGGGGAAAGUCCCGCCUCCUUCGCCUCUGAUUGGCUGGAAAAGCUGGAAAUGUCAUCACACGCUCAAGCCAAAUGCGGGAUGUCGGCUCUGUACGUCAAACAGAAUGUUAUCGCACUUCACAGCCAAAAGGAAUAACCAAUCGGAGCCUAGCACUUCUAACCAAUCAGAGGCGAAGGAGGGCGGGACCUUCCCCUACCGUCCUACAAAAAAAAAUUUCGCUUCUACAGGAUCAGCCCUCGCUUAGCUAACUUGCCCGUUCAUUCGAACACGUUUGUACUUUUAGCUUAAACAGAUUUUUUUCGUCAAACACGUCUUUCCUUUUUUUCAGACUCGUACGCCAUCGUGUCGUUCCUCCAUCAGUCCCAGAAAACGGUGACGGUGCGGAACACUCUCAACCCCACCUGGGACCAGACGCUGAUCUUCUACGAGGUGGAGAUCUUUGGCGACCCCGAGGUCACCAUGGCGACCCCGCCUAACGUGGUGGUGGAGCUCUACGACUCGGACACAUACGUGAGUUUCCGAACUUUCUCUGGACGUGGAUUUCCGGUCCACUCGAAAACUCUCCCGUUUGAUGUUGUCGUGUUUCCGUUGAAGGGUGCGGACGAGUUCAUGGGCCGCUGUGUGUGUCAGCCCUCCCUCUCCUCCUCUCCUCCUCUGGCCUGGUUCCCGAUUCGCUUGGGGGGCAAGAACGCCGGCGAGCUUUUGGCCGCCUUUGAGCUCAUACAGAGAGAAAAGGUCAGAGUUCAACCUCGUACCUUUACCGUUUCCUGCUUCUGAAUAUUCUCUGAUGAACUCUUUAAGAUGUUGUUUUUUCACAUUCAUGUGUUCACAGCCGACAGUUCACCAUAUUCCCGGUCAAGAGGUCGGUUCUUCGUUUACGAAUAUCUUUAAUUUUCCGACUCGAGCGUUUAAAACCUUUAAAAUAUGAACGUAUCUGUUUUUUCUCUCGCCUGCAGGGAGACAUCCUGACCUCCACCCACGUUCUGGACGAGGUAAAGCCCACGGAAGACGAACUUUGUCCAUCUUUAGAUUCGAACAAGAAGUCGAAGAAUCUAAAAAGUCAGGCGGUCCAUCUGAAACUAUUUAACCUCGACAACAAAAACAGAGCCGUAUAAUUGUCUCAGUUCUUUAUUAUUGGUAUUUAUUUAUUUAUUUAUCACAGAUUAAAAACAGAGCGAGGAGGAAACGAGGCGAUAGGCGUACCCAGAAUUCCGCUCUCGUCAGGGCAGAGAAGGCGUAGGGUGCAAACGACAAAGUAAUGAGGACAUAGACGGGUUAUGGAUAUACAAUGAUUAGGAAAAGGUCAAACAGAUACAAACUGUCAUAAAUACAAUAUAGACUAAUCAUCAACCAGAGAUAGAGACAAUUUAAGUAUUCAUAAGAAGGAAAGAAACAUGAUCAUAACAGAUCAUGAUGUGUUUAAGACACGAUUAGAUAAGGUUUUAAUGAUAUUUUAAAGGAUUUGAAGGAUAAUUUUGAUUUUAGAGACACGUCCAGAUUAUUCCACAGUUUCAGUCCUCUAAAAGUGAAACUAGACUGAUGACAAGAAGUUCAACAGGAAGGUAACUGAAGAUGGAUGUUUGUCGUGUUGAGUACGGGUGAAGGUCGGAUAGAAAGGUAAAAAAGUUUCGGAAAGUUUCAGGACGGUUUUGUUUGUUAUUGAUGGAUUUAUGGACGAACAAACAAACGAGUGAAAGACGUUGAGUUUAAGAUGGAGUAUUUAGAAAAGAGAGGAGCAGAAGGUUCGUGAUAUCAUUCUUAAGAAUCUUUCCUGGAUUAAUAAUAAUUUUCUUGAGUUUAGUUGAACUCAGCUCGCCAUCGUCUUGUCUUCAUCGUUGAAUAAAGAGUCGUUGCUGAACAUCUAUUGUCAAACAAUCUGCUGAUGGUUUGGAAAUAAAAAUAUUCAAAAAAUCUAAAAAAAAGUCAAAAUGUCUAACUCAAUUUACAGAUUCUGGUCUUAGUUUGGGUUUGUAAUAUCUCCAAAUAUUAGGCGAACAGUUGAUAGUUUGGUGAAUUAGCAACAAGGACGAGACUUUAUUGGAGUCAAGAUAAGAGUCUACCUUGGAUUGUGUUUGUUUCCUUUUGUUUAAACCCUGAUCCUUCAGCUGUUUUCUCUCUUUUUACGUCUUCCUCUCUCUUUUCUUCUCGACGUCGCUCCCUCAGUUGAUGUUUCCAGGAUUCCUCUCUGAAAACCUGCAGCAAUGGGUACAAUCGAAACACAGCCGAUAAAACACUGACGCAUGUUAAAACAAAAACAUUUCUAACCUCUCAUGUGUCUUUUGUUUUGCUUUAACCGUACGGAAAGCCAAAGAGGACAUUUUUCAGAGAAAUAAGAGAUGAAAUAAACGAACAAAAAUCAAACAUGUCUUCUUUGGUUUUUCGAUAACGAGUCUGGAGACGUAUUUGCUUUAAACUCCUGAAAUGUUACAGCAGAUCUGAGCGCUCUAGUUAGUGCGCCACCUGGAGGUUAGGGUUAGUCAGUGCGUUCGCAUUAACGUCGGUGUUAAAGCGAGUUCAUCUCCAGUCUCAGUUUUCAGUUUUAACACGUCGAUACUUCACGUCUCAUCAUCACAUUUACAACCCUCACUUUUUUAUUUGUUUUAGUUUCUGUCUCUUUUUUACGUCGCUGACUCUUCUGUGUUUCCAUCGGCAGCCGGAGGAGUCGGACCUUCCUCCUCCUCCCCCUCAGAGGGAGCUGAACGUCUUCGUCGUUCCUCAGGGGAUCAAACCCGUGCUGCAAAGAACCGCCAUCGAGGUGAAAAAAGUUCAUCCAGUUGAUUCAAAUAUCCUCAAAGUAAACAUCUAAAGAUCUGUGUCUCUCCCUCAGAUCUUAGCCUGGGGUGUCCGUAACCUGAAGAGCUUCCAGCUGGCCAGCGUUACCUCCCCCAGCCUGCAGGUGGAGUGCGGCGGCGCCAUGAUCCAGAGCUGCGUCAUCCGCAGCAUGAAGAAGAAGCCCAACUUUGACAUGAACAAGCUCAUCCUUGAUGUGGUGAGAGCGCAGGGAACACGCCGCGCCGCCGCCGCACACACGCAGACGUUACACAGACGUAAUCAGAGCUGAGGCUCGCCGCUUUCAUUGCUAAUGAGCGUCCUGCUGGGCUGCGGUUUGUCCACGUCGUUAAUCUUCAUCAGAAAAACCACAAUAAUCCACUCCACUGUUUCUCUCCUCCCAAACUAGGACGCAUGUUUAAUGAGAUUAGAAACGUUUAGAUGCUGUUUCAUCCGCCCAGAGAGGAGCACGUCUGCAGAAGAAGGGUGUGUGCAUGUGUGACCUUCGGGUAAAUAAUAGGUGGAGCAGACUGGAGCAGACCUUAAACUUGGUAGAACUGCAGAUUUUUACCAUAUGGAACUCUUAAAGGGACAUUCCGGUGUGAAAUUAAUUUAGGGUCAAACACAUCGAGUUAGACAACCCCUCCAGAGAUGAAUGUUGUCGACCGCUUGCUUCUCUAGUUAUACCAACUUUAGUAACGACCGCAGGAUAGCAAUACAGAGAGCCAUGCCCUCAACCAAAACGCCACUCUAUAGCCACAAAUAAUGCUCAGAACAGCACCUAACUUCAUCAACAGGACAUAUAGGGUCACAGACAUAGUACUAGACACCAAACAUCUUUUUAGCUUUAGCAAAGAGACUAAACACAACUUGCCUACUCUAUUCCAGCAGCUUCUUGUUUGUAAGCUGGUCCAAUGAAAACCCGGUACUUGAACAGACGGUCCUUCAAAAGCUGGUCCAAUAAAAACUUGUUCCUUAAGAAGACAGUCCUUCAAAAGCUGGUCCAAUGAAAACCCUGUCCUUAAACAGACGGUCCCUCAAAAGCAGGUCCAAUGAAAUCUAGGUCCUUAAGAAGACAGUCCUUCAAAAGCUGAUCCAAUAAAAACCCCAUUCCUUGAACAGAAAGUCCUUCAAAAGCUGGUCCAAGGAAAACCCGGUCCUUCAAAAAAUGGUCCAAUAGAAACCCAGUCCUUGAACAUACAGUCCUUCAAAAGCUGGUCUAAUGAAAACCAAGUCCUUAAACAAAGAGUUCUUCAAAAGCCAUAUCCUUAAAAGCAUUAACCUUUAAAGGACUUUUCUUUUCAAAGCUGGAUCCCUAAAAUCCUGGUCCUUCAAAGGCUUGUCCUUUAAAAGCAGGAUCUUUCAAAGCCUGGUCCUCCUAAGGCUGGUCAUUAAAAGGCUGGUCAUUCAAAAUCCUGGUUCCUUCAAAAGCUGGAUCCCUCCAAAUAUGGUCCUUUUCAACGUCUCGUCCUACACAGGGUGUUCCUCUAAAGUCUGGUCCUUCAAAAAGGAGAUCCUCCAAAUGUUGCUCCUUCAAAUACCGAAUCCUUGCCCCCCUGCCCCUACUCUAGUCCACCACAUAUGUCACUCAGUGAAGACUUUUGUCACGAGAACUGAGACUCACUUUUUUCCGAGGCGGAUUUUGCCCGACCUCUUUUCCCGGUUUGAUAGAUUGUGCGUCAUCUGGUAUUACUCUUGUUAUUAGAAUUAAUAACCAUUGUUUGAUUAAGUAUUUAAUCAAUACAAAAAUCAAUCAGAGCAUUAUUCUGUCUACUUUGACCCCAUUAUUAUUAUUCCAGCGUUAGUGGAUACAGUCAUUUAUUGUAAUCAACAUGUUUAAACAAAUAAAGAGUCACUGUUUAUCCUCCAUAAGUAAAACUGCCAUGAUUUCCAUGAGUGUACGUAUGUUUUUAAAGGUUUUAUAUGAAAUCCUAAACUGAAAAAUGAAAAUCUGACUCAGAGAGUUCAGUCUUAGCAGCAUUAGGAUCUGAGGUCGAUCACCUUACUCUUUUAUUAUGACAGCUUUUACUGGAGUUUGGAAACACCAGCCUUUUCCCCCUCAUGUACACCAUCUCGCUCUGACUCUGGCGCUUCAGCGUUAACAAGAUUAAGCUCUCGUGUUGACCACCGUACCGGGGUGACAGCCUGUGGAAAUACUUUUCCCUCAAACCCAACCCUUGAACCGAGUCCAGGCGUUUAAUGUUAACGAUAUUAAAGUCUGAGUGCGUAAGUGUUUUCGUACGCCAGGAGAAAAUGUCAUGUUCAUGCUCCUGUCUGAGCUCUCUCAGGUUAUCGUGGGAGUUUAGCAUCAUUAGACCUUUAAAGGGUCAUUUUAUUAACAUUAAAUCCACUUGUGCUCAGUCAGCAGGAAAACAGUCAACAAAAAAACAGUCAGCAGGAAAACAGUCAACAAGAAAACAGUCGACACCAAACCGGUCAACAAGAAAACCGUUAGUAAGAAAACAGUCAACCAUAAACAGUCAGCAAGAAAAGAGUCAACAAGUAAACAGUCAGCAGGAAAACAUUCAACAAAAAAACAGUCAGUCAGCAAGAAAACAGUCAACAAGAAAACAGUCAACAAGUAAACAGUCAGCAGGAAAACAGUCAACAAAAAAACUGUCAGUCAGCAAGAAAACAGUCAACAAAAAAACAGUCAGCAAGAAAACAGUCAACAAGAAAACAGACAGCAAGAAAACAGUCAGCAAGAAAACAGUCAACAAGAAAACAGUCAGCAAGAAAACAGUCAACAAGAAAACAGUCAGCAGGAAAACAGUCAACAAGAAAACAGUCGACACCAAACUGCUCAACAAGAAAACAGUAAGAAAACAGUCAACCAUAAACAGUCAACAAGAAAACAGUCAACCAUAAACAGUCAGCAAGAAAACAGUCAACAAGUAAACAGUCAGCAGGAAAACAGUCAACAAAAAACAGUCAGUCAGCAAGAAAACAGUCAGCAAGAAAACAGUCAACAAGAAAACAGUCAGCAAGAAAACAGUCAACAAGAAAAAAGUCAGCAAGAAAAAAGUCAACAAGAAAACAGUCAACAAGAAAACAGUCAACAAGAAAACAGUCAGCAGGAAAACAGUCAACAAGAAAACAGUUAGCAAGAAAACAGUCAACAAGAAAACAGUUAGCAAGAAAAAAGUCAACAAGAAAACAGUCAGCAAGAAAACAGUCAACAAGAAAACAGUUAGCAAGAAAACAGUCAACAAGAAAACAGUAAGUAAGAAAACAGUCAACAAGAAAACACUCAACCAUAAACAGUCAACAAGAAAACAGUCAACAAGAAAACAGUCAGCAGGAAAACAGUUGGUAAGAAAACAAGUAAGAAAGCAAUUCUUUGGCUGGUUUGGCUGGAAAAGCUUGAAAUGUCAUCACACGCUCAAGCCAAAUGCGGGAUGUCGGCUCUGUACGUCAAACAGAAUGUUAUCACACUUCACAGCCAAAAGGAAUAACCAAUCGGAGCCUAGCACUUCUAACCAAUCAGAGGCGAAGUAGGGCGGGACCUUCCCCUACCAUCCUACAAAAUUUCUUUUUCGCUUCCAGAGGAUCAGCCCUCGCUUAGCUAACUUGCCUGUUUGUUCGAACACGUUUGUACUUUUAGCUUAAACUGAUUUUUUCGUCAAACACGUCUGAACUCUGCCAGAUCCAGAUCUGCUGUCUAACACCUAAAGUCUCCGACAUUUCUCAACAUGUGAUGGUCUGUUUGCUUCCUGAAGCGUCUCACUGACAAACAUAGGAUAUAAAACUAAAGCGGGGAACAAACAUAAGAACUGUUAGAGACCCCACACAUGACGAUCGAAAAUCAGGCAUUGACCAGUUUUGAUCGUCCUCUGUGUGGUGUUCUCCGAUAAUCUCAAAACGAUUCUGUUCCACCACCGAUCGAGAAUCUAGUCCUCCAAGACAGAAAUCUCACGUGAUAAAACGUGAUCUGACAAAAACGAAGAAGAAGAAACAUAGCAACAACAUACAAGAAAAGGGGAAUGAUGGUGUUUUUUGGAGUAUUUUUGUCAGAAAAAUCCCGCACUGAAAAAAAGAAAAGACUUCAUCGUCUACUGAGCGAGCUAGAGGUGAGCUGUUCUCAAAGUAAGCUAACGGCGUGAUUAUCCUAGUUACACAAAUAAAUUCACUUUAUUCGGUUCCUUGCUCCUCAGUCAGCUCGCUUCUUGAUUGGCUACAUUCCGUUUCACGUGACGAUUCACGGAGUCAUGACUCGGGGGUCGUCGGCUUUCCCCGCACACCUGAAGAUUUUUGGUCGUAAAUACGGAACAAGAUUAAUAUUUAAUUCAUUCUUAAUAUACCUCAGACCACAGGAUCAUCUUAGAAGACAUAAGACGAUCUUCCGAUGGUCGUCCUUGGUCGGCUACCGACGCUUCACUUCGUCCCUUGGCUUUUCAGGCACACUCAGAUACUCUCUCCUGUAUCAUCUCCUCUGCCCAGAUCUACUAGUUAAGACAGCGUUACGGUUACAAUGUCCUGAGUGGACCAGAUUUAGAUAGUCAGCAGACAUACCCAAUCAUCAUCCGGCAGGCAGAUGGCGCAACAGAUCAGAAUCGAUCCUGGAAUGGUCUAUAAACUUCCUGUUCCUUUCUUUUUCCCUCGGUCAGAGACUUCCCUGCGAGGAGCUCUACAUGCCGCCGAUCGUCAUCAAAGUCAUCGACAACCGCCAGUUCGGGAGGAAGCCGGUGGUGGGUCAGUGCACGAUCCGGUCUCUAGAGGAGUUCAGGUGUGUCCCGGAAGAGGAGCGAGCAGCUGAGGAAGAGGAGGAGGGCGACCACGGAUGGAGACGUAAGAAACGAACGGAAACGAACAUUUAAAGGUUAAAGUCAUGGUUGACCAUCUGAGAAGCAGUUGAACACACAAACCCCUCCCCUCUGUGCGCCACGAUAACUCCUCCCCCUGAACCUGUAUCUCCCUCCCCUCUUCGCCUCUGAUUGGCUAGAAGUACUGGGCUCCGAUUGGUCAUUCCUCAUGGCUGUGAAACGUCAUCGUCUGUCGGGUUAGGAGAUUCAGAAUUGCGAUAAUGUUCUCUUCGAUGUACAGAGCCGACAGUCCGCGUUUGGCUUGAGCGUGUGAUGACGUUUCCAGCUUUUCUAGCCAAUCAGAGGCGAAGGAGGCGGGACUUUCCCCUACCAUAAAAGUAUUGAGUCCAGGAAGGAUGGCUCCCAUUGGUCAAUGUUUUUGCAGACCUGAACAGAUUUUUUCCGCUCUUUUUUCUCUUUCCUUUGACGAGAUCGCACCAUAGGACCAUGAUCGCCAUAGAAACGAGGUUCAUAAUAAUUACCAACCUCUCCGAUCGUCAACCAUGACUUUAAAAACAAUAAAUUGAUGAAAACGUCUUUACUGUGUUUGUGUGUAGGUGACAUCCCCCAUUCGACCAGCGGGGAGGUCUUCAUCGACAUCGAUGACGAGGAGCCGCUCAUGCCCGACCAGGUAGAGACUUUCUGUUUCAGUAAAACGCCACGUGAAAGUGAGGCCAAAAGAUGUAGAGCUCCCUCUGCUGAUUGGCUACAGUCGAAGUCAUGAAACUUUUUUGCCAAUUUUUGCCACCUGUUGCUAUGCUACAUGACGCUACCAUCAAAUUGGUGACGAAAAGACGCAAUCCCCCAAAGGGUUGACCAUCUCAGUUCCUGUUGACCUAAAGGAGGCCGGGUCCUUCUAAAUCCCCUGGAUUAGGACCUGGUUAAAAGCGUCGUUACCUCUCUUAUGACGGUUAUUGAUUGAAAAAAAAAGCUCUGCUCGGAUUUCUGGAGCGUAAGUCAAGCCGCAGCUGUGUUGUGUCUCUCCAUCACAGCCGAACCUUCUCGGCCCAAAACUUCACGAUUCAGGAAUUUUCCAAAUCCAUGCAGGAUAAAUUUGUUCAUGAUUCGACAUUUCUCCAUCUAUCGGCGAGCGUUCAUGUCUGUGGGGAGCGUUUCAACCAAUAAGUGUGAAGGUCAAGUCUGAACAUCUGUUUGUGUGUUUGUGUGUGUUUGUGUGUGUGUUAUUGUGAAGUAGUGAGGUCCGGUUAGAAGACGAGUCUGGAUCUGAUUGUGUGUGUGUGUGUGUGUGUGUGUCUUCGUCUGAGUGUGUUCAGCGGCACCAGCGGCAUUAAUAAACACCUUCUACCAUGAUGACAUGGCAACCGUCUCUGUGGUUUGUGGUUACCGAGGCGACCACGAAACCCCUGCUCGUCACUCAUCGUUAAUGUUCCCCCUCCGUCUUUUUUUGCACUCGUUCUUUUUCUCUCUUCUUGCUGCUUUUGGAAACUUCAAAAUUAUUUUCCUCUCAGUGAAAUUCCUCUCAUCCAUAAACAGUUUUAAUAUUCACCCAAACACACGGACGGAACGGCAGAUACUGGAGUCCAGGGUACCUAUAAACGGGGUUCUGAUUCUAUGGGGGUACAGGAACCAUAAAGGACUUAAAGAAAACAAUGUAGACUACUGUAAAUGAAAGGUUUUGGUAACCUUUUACAAUAACUUUAACUUAUAAAUGGUAAAAAGACCAUAUAUAUACAAUAACCAUCUAAGUAAUGUUUAUAGAUGGUUUAUAAACCACUUAUUAAUCAUUUACAAAGUGCUACUGACACACAUUUUAACACAUCUAGAUCUAGAUGUUUUACAACCAAUAUUUAAACCCUAUAUAAACCUUUUAUAAAUAGUCCAUCAAUAAUAAAUGAAAAUAAUUAAUCAUAAUUUCAUUGCUUGUUGGUGGUAAAGUAACUAUUAACUCACAUUAAUAAACGAUCUAUUUGUCAUUUAUAAAUUAUGGUUGUUGUAAAGUGUUACCAAAGUUUAAUGUUUAGGAUUCUACAGUUUUGUCAUUUAGUUUGUAGAAAACAGCGAUCUUUGAAACAAACUAAUGCAAAAGUGGCAGAAACUGCAGUUCCUCCAGCGUCCACUAGAGGCUGAUUGCAAAAACCCCCAUUCCACAUAGAUACCCAUCCUUAAACACUGUUUUUUUACAGCAGAAAUAAACAUGUCGGACACACUGUAGUCUCAGUGACAGCAGGUGUUGGUAAUUGAAGAAGAGUCCCGACGCCGAAGGAUGGUGGUCGCCAUAUUGGAGGGGGUGGAGUCGAGUCGGUCCUUUAGCCUCCAAGCCUAAUUCUACAUCCAGUGGGCUACGACUCCCAGUUUACGAACAACUGUAGCCCAUUUUUACAGAUCUGUACCUUUUGUCUCUACGAUAUGACAGCUACGUCUUUUGUAAACAUCGUUACAUGAUUGUUUAUUCGCAGCAGCGCAUUUACGCAAAUAACUUAGCAUCAGUCCAGAAACUCGAUCUUCAACGGCGUCAUCUUAAACUUUAGUUUAAGUCGGAUUAAUGCAGUAAAUCAAUUUUUCGAACAACAUGUGAUCGAACUAAAUGUGCCUGACAGUCAGUCAAGUUAGCCACGCCCCUUUUACGCCUCAAGUGGACACUCCUGGAACUGCACUUAAGGUCCUUACACACUUGGAAUGACGCAAAUAUAAGACGCGAAAUUACGAAAUAUUCAGAGGCGAAUUUUGACACGCCUGACUGUACACAUCAUGGGCAAUGCAAUUUUGCAACUUUCCGGGUGGAAAAAGACGCGUCCUGGUGGAAACAAUCAGCUGUCGGCCAUGUUGGAUAUAUCGGUGAAUCAGACGUCACAACAAUGCGCAAUCUGAUUGGUCAGAAGUGGACACACAGUAUGCGAAACUUUAGAAAAAUCGACCGUGAUGCGAAAAAUAAAUGCCGCAAUAUCGCUGGACGGGAAAACGUCACUGAUGUGAACGCUUGUAUUGACAGGAUACGGGUUCGAAAAAAAUAUUGACGUCUGGAAUAAUCGCCUUAAAAAAACGCUCCUGGUGUGAAAGGACCUUCAGACUUCAAGGUUGUUUUUUUUUAUCGUUGAAAACUCAAAAUAAGUCCAGAACCAGAAGACAAGUCAACAUGUUCCACCUUAAACAGGGAAGAGUUGGAGAAAGAUGGAAGCCAGCAGGCUGCAGCGCCUCAUCUUCCUGGAGUUAUUACUGUUCUCCACGGCGGUGUCAUUAUCAUGUCAGCUAAAGAAAACAAGCUUAAGGAGAACAUCGCCUGAACUAUUCAACUAUUGUUAAACGAGGAAUGUUCACAAUUUGCGGUCGAUUAAAUGUUUGUCUUUGUUUAUACGUUGGAAUGUUUCCAAUCAGGAGACAACAUAAUUUGGACUUAUUGGCGAGGCGGACCACAUGAGGCUGUCACGCACUCUUUGGACGGGGGGGGGGACGCAUAAAUAAUGUACACAAGGACACAAACACGCACUCAGAGACCGCAGCGUUCCUUGUGUAAAUCACGUUCGUACCAAUAAGGACCUCGGGGAUGUGGGUCGGCUCAGGAAUGCGCUGUCAUCAAAACUGUGGUCCCCGUAGUCCAUUAUCCAAACAUUAAACAAACAAACUCAUUAUUGGGUUUUUAAUGUCCUCGUUGUUGCGUUAGCUCAGAGAGUUUGAAUCAAAGAGGAAAAGUUCAGCGACCUUGUUGUUAAAGAGUUUGGAGUAUCAGUGUUGAACAGCUGAUACGGCAGCAUUUAAAGACAAACUCUCUCGUUAAACAUGUCGGGAUUUCUUAAAUGACCCCGGGUCUACAGGUGUUUCAGUCUAUCUUGAAUAAUCUCAGAGCCACCACUCUGGAUUUUGUUGAUACGUAGGUCUUUUUUUGCAUAGUUCGGUUUUAAACUGCACGUGUCGAUGCUGUGAUUAACAAAUUAACUGGAUUUUGAGUCAAUGGAGUGAUUUCUGCAACGGAGUCAUGUCUGUUUUAUCGAUUUUAGACAAGUAGAGAAGGUUGGUAACCAUCCACUGUUGGCUUCAGACUUGUCCCUGCAGAGAUUCAUCAGGAUUCUAGAUGAUGACAUUUCUACAUCCUUUGGUUUUUCACACACUGAGGAAAAUUAUUUUGCUCACUCAAGUCUCCUCUCAUAUCGUCACUCUCUCAAAAUAAUGGGCCUUAGUCAUUUUUUGACGAAAAUGAGUUUUUGGCCUAGAUCAUCUCUUGAGAUGAUUUAGGCAAUAAACUCAUUUUCAUCAAAAAAUGACUUUGGCUAUUAUUUCAAUAGGGUGACCAUAUUUAGAGUCUGUUGGGUAUGUGACUAACCCGUUAAAGGUUAGUAAUUUUCCCCCUUUUUUAUGUCCCUGUUCCUAAACAUAAUGGGAUAAGUUGAAAUGGGGUACACCAGUUCUCUCUCAGAGGAUGCUCUGGUAUCACGGUAGACUCUGGAAAAUCAGAGUUGGAGAAUCACGAGUUCAGAAUCUGAAGUUAAUGAGCUUCAACGUGGAAAACCUUCGUUUGGCCCUUUUGUAAAAUGUUAAAUUAACUUUUAGAGACAGUCGAGUUUUUUAUUUCAGGAAAGAAUUCCAGGAUCGUGACUGUCUCUGAUCGUCUCUCAGUAGACGCAAUGGUUCAAGACUUCUGUUCUGGACUCCUUCACAUCCUCUUUCCCUUCUCCUGUCAGCUGUUGACUUUCACCCUUUUCUUUUUUUCUUUUUCUCCACUGUCAGUCCUCCACUCGUCCUUUUUCUUCCUCUCGUAAUGAUGGUGGGUUCAUCUUCUCCUCGAUUCCACGUUUACUGUCCUCUAGAAGAGAACUCAUUCAAUCGCCUCUUAGUUUAGUUUCUCCGUCCUCGUAGACCUUGAGAAGAACGUCGUUGUCGUCAUUUUCUUCCGCUUAUCCGGGUCUGGGUUGUGAGGGUAGCAUCUUCAGGAGGGAAGCCCGGACGGCCCUCCCACCAGCUCCUCCUCCGGGGGGAUUCCCAGGCGCUCCCAGGCCAGGCGAGAGAUAUAAUCCCUCUACCUGGUCCUGGGUUGGCCUCUCGGUGGGACAUGUCUGAACACCUCUAACAGGAGGCGUCCAGAAGGCGUCCUAACGCCUCAGCUGACUCCUCUCGACGUGGAGGAGCUGCGGUUCUCCUCUGAGCUCCUCCCGAGUGUCCGAGCUCCUUACCCUAUCUCUAAGGCUGAGCCCGGACACCCUGAGGAGGAAACCCAUUUCAGCCGCUUGUAUCUGCGAUCUUGUUCUUUUGGUCAUUACCCAAAGUUCAUGGGCAUAGGUGAGGAUCGGCACGUAGAUCGACCGGUAAAUCGAGUCUCUCCUUACAGCUCAGCUCUUUCUUCACCACGACAGAUUGGUUAAGCGUCCGCAUCACUGCUGACGCCGCUCCGAUCUGCUUGUCGAUCUCCCGCUCCAUCCUACCCUCACUUGUGAACAAGAUCCCUUAAACUCCUCCGCUUGAGGCAGGACCUCCUCUCCAACCUGGAGAAGGCGAUCUACCUUUUUCGGACUGAGGACCAUGAACGAAGAACGUCGUUUUAGUCUAAUUUAUAGUUGUGAUUUACAAAAAUUUCAUCAAAAAGCUACUUAUAGGUCAUUAAUAUAUAUGGUUAAAUCAUCUGCAAAAAAGCAAAAUUUUAAAUUUGUAACAUUAUCAAAUAAAUGCAAUUAAGAAAAGAAUGAAAUGGGACCCGAAAUGGACCCAUGUGGGACACCGUUUUUUGUUUUUUGAGCUCUGUAGAUGAAUGAGUGAUCUCUUACCAUCUUUUUAUCCCUGCACAUCUUUACUUCCUCUUCACUUCUCUGUUUCUGUUCCUUCUUCUCUCUUUUUCUCUCUCAAAUGUUCCUGUUCACCCUCGUUUUAUCCCUCCUGUGAUCUCUAACUCUGGUCUCUCCUCAUGACCCUCUUUCUCUCCCACAAACACUUUAAUGCACAAACUCCAUCAUUAUCCUGCCCUGAUGUCCAAACCCGAGUGUCUCAUUCGAUGAAAUCUUUGGUGACACUGGGAGGUCCACAAAAGUUAAAAUAUGACCUCAGCUAAUGCUAAUCAGAGAGUUUAUGAACGCGCUGGCAUGCGGAGUGUCGAAAUUACCCCGACAUGAACGCCCUCGUCCAAUUAAAGAGCUUUGACGUGAAAACAAGCGUGCGUUUGAACAAUAACAGUGAUGAAACCGGAGGGUACGAUCGUGGUUUUGGGACGAUCGAUAAAUCUUUUGAUGCAGAAGUUCAACAUGUGGUCAACACCCUCAAGAAACGUUCAUGUUCCCUCUUCUGUGUUGGUGUUAAAUCUGUGUUUGCAUCAGUGUGUUAAAUACGUGUCACUAACCUUCAUUCUUUAAUUAUCUUCUCUUCUGAUUGACAGUCACUCUUUGAUGCUAAUGUCGUUGCUAACGCUAACCUGCUAACCUGAAAACGUCUGUCUUAUCCGUGUCUGUUUGGAUGUUUGUCUCUCAGCUCGCAGACGGCGCCGGCUCGGCUAUCAUUAACCUUUCCACCUCUAGCACCAGUCUUCAUGUAGGUAACAAACUCAACUCCUAACAAGUUUCACUCGUUCAUGUACGGAGUCUGUGUGUCUGCACUAACCCUUGAUAUCCCACUUUUACAGUUACAGUGCUGCUCCCUUCUUCUUCGUCAUAAUUUUCUUUUUCAUUGGAAUUUAAAAAAUGCCAUUUUUACAUGCGUAUGUUGGUAGUGACAUCCAAGAAACAAUAAUCGUCUGUUCACAUCGGCAACAAAUAUAUUCAAAUAACAUCUAUAAUCUAUAUCUACGCCACAAAAUCAUGCAACCGGGCUUCUUGUUUCCAGGUUUAAAGGCGGGGUAGGCAGGAUUCCGUUAAAGAAGCAUAUUUUAAUAUCAGUCAAAAGCUAUCAGUCAUUGAUGUAAUAUAACGAUAUCGCUGUAUUUUGAUAUCCGCCUCCUCUAACCUGAUUGGUUGUGAGGCAGACGCUGCUCCCCCGUGUCAAAGUUAGCGUGCUACAAUAUCGGACAGUAGAAACCAACCAGAAAGUUCAGGGAUGUGGGGGGGGGGGGACCUGGUACAUAGUAGAGGCUUCAAACUUGGUAGGUUUGUCCCAUGAUCCAAAAUCUGGGCCUAGACUGAUUUAUUCUUGAUGAGGUAAGAGCUCAUUGGUUGAAAAAUUUCAUGCCUCAAAUGUCCCAUCUCAGGAACAGAAGGUUGUAGAGACACAGGACCGAAAGAUCAGUGUGUUCAGGGAUCCCGAAUUAGCGUACUUGCCACCCACUACCCAGUCUCUACGACUUUUUUCGAUCCAGAGAUAUAACAAUUUUAGAUUUUUUUACACUUUAAUGACCGAGCGCGAAUGACAUUUUCUUCAAUAACUCAUGAUGGAGGGGUUGUAGAUACUCAGAUAGGUUCCACACCUUCAUUCAAGGAUGUGAGCUUUCCACUGGCUCUAUGACUUUGGGAUGUACGUCAAUUUUCAUUGGCUGGAGGACAUUUUUGCAGUAUCACAAGAACAGGAGGUCGUAGAGGCCUCGAACCAAGUCCCAAGUCUCUACGACCUUCUGUUCCAGAGAUAUAACAAAUUUAGAUUUUUGAACCUUUUAUAGACCGAGGGUGAAUCCCAUUUUCUUUAAUAACUCACGAUGAGAAGGUUAUAGAUACUCAGAUUAAGGUUCCACACCCACAUUUUGGGGUAUAAGCUAUCUACUGGCUCUAUGAUGUUGGGAUGUACGUUAACUUUCAUUGGCUGGAGGACUUUUUUGCAAUACCUCAGGAAUAGGAGGUCUUAGAGGCCUCGAACCAAGUCCCAAGUCUUUUGCUCCUUUUGUUUUUGAUAUUUAGUGGAUAGGAUUAGUAUUCCAAGUUUCCAAGUCAUUAAUUUAACUCACUAAACAUUUAAAGUUUGAGAUCUUAAGUUGACUCUGGAUGUUGAAUUGAAAGGCGGACUGGUGGUGCUAGCUCUGCUAAUGUUAGCCACUCUCUCUAUAAGCUUGGCUGCUGCACUGAAUGAAUUGUUCUGUAUUUUCACCUGAAGCUGAAAAAUCUGAAUUAAAAUUAAAAUUUGAACAACUGACCAUCACUUAUUCAGACACUAAUGUUGUCACUGUUAAUCUGGAUAAAAUAUUCAAACUUUUUAAAACGUUUUAAAACCCGGCUCAUGGAAAUACCUUCUUCAGACGAUCAUGCACCGAGCGGUGUGGUUUCAGGGGAAAGUUAACCCCAGACCUGAACGUGAGGACCCGCUCCUCUUUUUUAUUUACCUAAGCCAGGUCAAUUGAAAGACUUACUCUGACCCAGACCAGACUGCAAAUACACACAUCCAGCAGAGCCCGCUCCCUCCUCGCUGGGCAGUAAUUGAGGGUGAUUUCUUUCUCUCCAAACAAAGAUAUUUGUUUUAUUAAGGGUCAGAUAUUGAAACCAGUCAAAUUAAAGGCUCGCUUUUCUGUCUGGCUGAGGCCAAAGUCAACAGAGCUGCUACAGAUCGUCUGUGCCACAAAUCUCCGUAAGCAGACAGUUACUAAAUGCAGAGGGAGGGAUGGAUAAAUGAGAGAUGAAGCGAGGAGCGCAGAGAGAAAAAAGAAAGAGGGCCGAGAUCUCAUGGCACCAGAGGAAGAAAACUCGCCCUCUCGUGUGCCAUAAACUCUGCCGUCUUCAUCUCUGGGCUGCGACCAGAAAACAGGUCAUGGGUGUACGUCUGAUGAUUACCAGAUUACCGCCGCUGUGUGUGUGCGCUCUGCGGAGAGCAGGAUCAGUCAGAUUCAGUUUCAGAGUUGGAGAGGUUUAAGAGGCGCGGCUGUCAGCGGCGUUCGGCGGCGCUCACCCCCCUUUGAGAUCUUUGGGAUCAAACGAUAUUUGGAUAGAAAAUGAACAUCGUGUGUCUCGUUUCAAACACGACAUUAAAGCCUGAUGAUCGACUUCGGUGUAAAGCCGUUUCCAUGUAAGGUGCUUUUCGUGUCACUCUCCCUCUGGCGAUGUUUGUUGUCGAUCAUUACUGGUCAUCCAAACUUUUCCGCCACGGCGCCAAAAAUCCGUCCAGUCUGCUUAUGAAAGCGCUCUGAAAAUGCUGCAGCGCGCCUCUCGUUCCAUAAAUCCUUCCUGGCUGCUUUGAGAGCAGACAAACUAACUGAAGUGGCCUCGUGCCAGGUGACUUUGCGGCAUUUUUGGGGUUUAUGAAACACACAUUUAUGGUACUUUAAUGACACCGUAACCAGGAACAAGAUGUCAAAAUAGCUUAGUAAAUCAUUUCUGUUUUUCUUGUUAUGCUAAUUACAGCUGCAGACUGAUGUAAGCUGCACUGUGCCUCCAUGUAUCGACGCGCCGUACAUAUCUGCUGCCCAAAAAUGACAUCCAAAUGUGUCCGUGCACGUCUGGGAUGACGUGGGUGUAGCGCUUUUAUAAGUCCACUGCUGGCAUUUCACACCAGACUGAAGCAAAAAUGAUAUUUCAGAGUUUAUGGUCCCUAAAUGUCACACAAAAACAGACAUCACUGGGUAUUGUAGCGCCAGUCUGUGACGUAAUAACUUAAAACUCACCGAUGUCUCAUUUAAACUAUAAUUUUUGAAGUCAUGAGUCAUGACCCCACGCAAAAUAUUUCAUCUGACUAUGUUUCCUACUUUUUUACCAUCAUUUAAACUGAAAACACAUUUCUUUGAAAAGUCAUGACCUUUCAUAUCUGGGAGUAUAACAGAAGAUAGAAGCAACAGUGAGCUGUUCCAUAUAUUUACAUAAUUAUAAAAAUAAGAACUUUGUUAAAAAUAAAUUAUUUAUUUAUGUAUUAUUUUUAUUAUUUUAUUUCUUUUAUUAUUUAUGUAUUUAUUUAUUAUUAUUUUCAUAAUAAUAAUAAUAAUAAUAAUAAUAAUUAUUAUUAUUAUUACUAUUAUUAUCAUUAUUAUUAUCAUUUAAUAUUCUAUUUAUUCUUAUGAUUAUUUUAUGAAUAUAAUUGUAUUAUUAUUGUUAUUAUUAUUAUUAUUAAUACUAUUGUUUUUAUUAUUAUAAUUAUUAUUUAUAUUUAAUAUUCUAUUUAGUUUUAUUUUAUGAACAUAAUUGUAUUAUUAUUUUUAUUUUAUAAAUAUAAUUGUAUUAUUAUUAUUAUUGUUUUUAUUAUUAUUAUUAUUAUUAUUAUUAUUAUUAUCAUUAUUAUUAUUAUCUUCAUUUAUUUAUUUAUUUUUUAUUAUUCUUAUUAUAACAAUUUUUUUUCAUUAUUUCAUUUUCAUUAUUAUUAUUUUAUAACCAUUUAUUUUAUUUAAACUACUGUUUAAAAAUGACGCACCAUAUUUAACCAAUUUAUUCACAAGCAGCUUGCAGAAAUCAGGUAAACCCAUCCCUAUUGCAUUUACUUUUGCUCCUUAAAAUUGACUGUUUUGAAUUAGUGAGUAUGUGGUUUUUUUGUGCUUCUGCAGCAAGCCUCAAGUGGGCGCUCUGGGUACUGCAGUUUCAGCACUUCUAUUUUACCAAAAAUAAAUUUUAAAGGAUGAAAGUAGCUGUGAAAUCGAGAUGUAUUACUUAUUUUUUGACUCUUACUUUGGAGAAUUUGUCAGAAGAAAGUACACCAAAAACUGCCUCACUUAGUGCUUACGCAGAUGGAAAGUCCUGGGGUCAAAGAUAUCGGUUUUGGUGAGACUAAGAGGGAUUUCUUGUUGCCAACAUUUCAACAAAGUUUUUCUCCACCAACCUACCAGAAAUUUGAACGCACAAUUUCCCACAAGUCAAAAGAAUUAAGACGGAAACGAGCCGCUGGGCAGGAACCGAACACAGGUCGAGUCACGGCUGUUUAGUGUCAAUCAGUUAGAGCAACAAAGACGUUUAUUUAUGUGAAAAUGUCACCGAAUCGACUCCAGAGCGGAGGGAAUGACACACAGACGGCUAAAACGCCUCUUCACAGCCUUUGAAUCGACCCGUUUAUUUUGGAGUUACGACAUCAGGGUGAAGGAAACCAGGAGUUGUUUAGGAACCUGAAACUUCUGCGAAAGUGAGACGGUAAAACCAAUUUAAGUUCUGGUGCUGGAUCCGCCAAAGUCUAGAAAGUCUAGAUACCUUAAAGAAAGACCUGUACGUCCUCCUGGAGGAGAUUUGUGGGUUUACUUGAUAAGUUUCCUGCAAGACGGAUUUAAUUUCAGCCGAUUUAAAGCGAUACACUAUUCGCCCACCAAACAUCGGACAUUGAAGAGACGUGCAGAUCAAGUCAGUAUUGAGUUGGUCCAUCAAAGACCACAGCUAGAUGUCAGUGCGACGUGCAAAAUAGGUCGACGUCCAAACUGGACCUUUUUUAGACGUCUCUCUGAUGUUUAGAAUUUGGACGUCAUCUGAAGACCAAAUCUAGACGUCGGCACAACGUGCAAAAUGGAUCCAAGAUUUGGACGUCAUUAUUGGACCUCUGUUAGAUGUUUGCACCUCAUCGUUAAAUAGAUGUUAUUUUGACAUUGCAUUGCGCAGUGGGUGAUAUCUUUAAAAGUAGCAGAAUCCCCGCUACAGCUGCCAUGUUUAUGUAUUUUUAAUCUCUCCACUUUUCCGCGAUAUAAAAGAACGACGACUCGUGAUCAGUGAACGAACUCGCCGCUGUGUCACUCACUGGCGUACUGCACCGGCAGAAUGGGGCUCCAAAGCACUGCCUGAUUCAGUAAACAAAUCUUUUGAACGAAUCGUUUUAAUGAACAGAUUCUAAAGAUUCAGUCAAAGGAACGGUUCUUCCAAUCACUCAGGUCCAUCAGUCUGCAGGAUUUGGCACUAAUUGAGAACUGAGAUUGUAGACGCUCAGUGAUCUGUGUCUAGUGUCUAGGUCUAGUUUUGGACCUUGUGUAUAGAAGAUGGUUCAGUGCAUGUCUAACCCAGUACCGGUCUGGCUUUUGUCCUCAUCCCGGUCUACAAACACCAAUCAAUCGAUAAAAGUGCAACAGUCUGACUGAAAUCAAACUUCUUGUAGUUUUGCAGGCCGUGUUGAUAACUUAAAAAAAACUGCUGAAUGCUCGCUGAGUGUCGGACCCUCAGAGUCUGUCUCGGCAAUACUUGCAGUCUUUCCUCUUUGACCUCUGACCCCUGACUCCACAGCUGUGGAUGGGGUUUCCCCACCAGAAGCCUUUAUGGUGCAGCUCAGCGCUCUUAUGUAAAUCCAUCCUCCCUGCUCUCACACUUCUUGGCAGUGCCAGUCUGCUUCGGUUAGCCUGGCUUUCCCUCCAGGGCGUAAUGAUAGGCUGCAAACCACAAUGACACCCUGAACAGACCACUGCGAGUGUGUGUAUGUGUGUGUGUUCGGUCUCUUGAGUGUGUAUUAAAUACCCGUCGCAGUCUGAAACGCUCCACUGGCGACCCUAAUCUGUCUGAAUCAGAAGUCGCGGACUUGAGGGAACACACCUUUAUACGCGCUGCAGCGGACGCACACACACAUUCUGGCGCCCCUGUCAUCAAUGCCUGGCACCAGCCGCACACAGAGGGCACAUUAACACACAGCAGACACUUCACGGCUCAGACACACAGCGCCAUGUCCCAGUUAAACUCCACGUGCCGCCCUUUUCCAUGCCAUGCCGCCACUUUGGAAUAAUGAGGAAUUCCGAAGUUUUCCCCUCUUGAUUUGUGAGUUUCUGGGAGUCUGUGGGAAGCGGGAGAAAGGGGAUUCCACGCCGACCCGGUGCCAUAAGAGCACUUCUGUUCUACAUUUAUGCCUACACACACACACACACACACACACUAAAACACACACACAAAGGAAAAAGUGCUGCAUGCGUCAUGAGUGCGUUUUAAUCUGCAGUGCUCCUCUGAGGGUUGAAGGUUGCAGGGCGGGGUCGCAUCGCGCUGAAAAGUGCUCGAGUGAAGGGGGCUGGUAGUUUGAUCUGUCCCCUCGGUAUUCCUCGUCUUUGUAGUCGUUGUUUCCUUGUUGCGUCAUGGCUAACACACACACACACACACACACACACACACUCAAAAAUAACCGUUUGAAUCAACCGCUCGAUGUUGCCAAUGUGAACAGACUUUAAGUAAAGUUGAUGGAUGUCGCUGCUUCACGCUAAAGAAAAUAAAAACCCUGAUAAAUACGCCGAGCGGGGGUUCACUCGGAGAUGUCAUUUUUUCCUCCAAAAAAUCACAUCAUAUAAAUCAAAAUGACUCAUUUCCAAAACCGCAGAAGCCAUCCGUUAACAUUUAACAAAAAGAUACUUUACCCACUAAAACAGAACGACAUUGUAAGUGCCGGCCUCAGGAUGACUCAGGACUGUAACAGUGAGACUUAAACAGCCUCUUUAUGGCAGCAGUGGCUUUCAAAUAGAUGCAAUUAUUUUUCCUUUUUAUUGGUUUAGAUGUCGUUUUUGAGUGAAACCCUUUUUGUGUAACGCAAACAGCUUCUUUAGAGUCUAAUUGUGUUGUUUUAGUGCGCGGUUGCAGUCUGUGUUUGUGCUGAUUGAGUGUGAAGUGUAUGACCUUUGUCUUACCUUGUCUUUCACUGUGAACGCGGACGCUAGAUGUUACAGUGGGUAAGUUUUGAAGAACUUUUCUGAAUUAUGGUUUACUGUGGUUUAUCUCAGACGGUUUAUUAAUGCAGCAGAAACAUCAACAAAUCUCUGCGAUGACUUCAGAGGAAUUUUACAUGAAUGUUUCUGGGGAUCAGCUCCAGUAACUCGAUGAAAUCUGUCAGCAGGUCCUUUCUGAAACAGUGUGAUGUAACCCAUUCAUCCAUUCAUCCAUCCAUUUGUGGAUGAAACCAGGUUCAGGUGGUAGAAGGCCCAACAUUGCCUUUCAGCUCAAGCACUCCUCGUCCAGAUAGGAAACAUAAUCCCCUGGGCAUGAUCUCAGUCAACCCUGGGGUGUACUUCCCAUAUACCAUGUGAUCCACCUGAACUUGGUCCUUUUAAACACAGAGGAAUAAUGGCUCAAUUAUCCUGGCAUCACCAUACCAGAAUGCAUCUGAAUCCUCUUAGAUCUUGUCCACACGGAACCGAAAACAAUAUAUUCCCAUUCCUAUUCCGGAUUGUGGAGGCAGCAGCUUCAGGAGGGAAGCCCAGACGUCCCUCAACCCCGGCCACUUCCACCAGCUCCUCCGGGGGGGGGGGAUUCCCAGGCACUCCCAGGCCAGGCGAGAGAUAUAAUCCCUCCACCUGGUCCUGGGUUGGCCACGAGGUCUCCACCCGGUGUGACAUGUCUGGAACACCUCUAACGGGUGGCGUCCAGAAGGCGUCCUAACCAGAUGCCACAUGGAAUCGUUUCAAGAAAUAUCUGCGUAAACACAAAACUACUGAAAAUGAUGUAGUGCAUGUGCCACACCAGUAAAUGGCGCUGUAAUGCUGCCCCGGAAAUGCAUCAAAAAACAGAAGAAGAAUAGGGAGGAUGCAUAUGAAGGUGUUUUGGCCCUAGUUUCGCAGGCGCCUUGUGGGAGUUGCACUGUGUCUGACAUUAGGCAUCAGGAAAGGAACAGGUAGGCAAACCGAUAUAACAAAAAAUUUCGGGUUUAUCCAAAAUUGGUUCUGUGUGGACAGGGUCUUAAUCCACUGGCAACAUCUGCACGUCACUGGAUGGACCUAAAACUAAUCAAAUCAAUGCAGCAUGUGGCGUAGUGAAUAAAUAACCAUACUAGUCGAUUCAAUGGAGCCAUCUUGGUUCCUCGGCUCCUGUGUCGUCAUCAGAUAGAGCCUGGUCCUUUCUGAGUAAAGAACUAUGAUUGGUCCGGUGUGUCUGGACUUGGUAAGAAAGAGUCUCACUCAUCUACCAUUAUAAAAAUAGGGAGCUGGCUGGGAACACCAGACAAAACUAACCCCGUUUAUCCAAGUUCUUGAUGCUGUCACUAAGGAUACGUCCAUCCUCCUCUCAAGGGGAACUGAUUUUAGCCUCAUUUACAUCUUGACCUAAAGCUCAUGACUCUUCGCUGGUGAUUCAAAAGCUCUAACAUCGGAAACUACAGUCACAGGGGACGUUAAAUCAAGACGGUCCUCUGCCGUUAAGCAAUAUUCAGCACAAGUAUCACCCAGAGACAAAAAAGGGGGAAAAUCUGACUUCAUUUGUGGACGAAAACCUUCAUGUGAACCCUGUUGAUGGAUUCAGUUCAGGAUGUUCAAGAACAUGUUUUGUGUUUUAAUCCAGCACACCCAUGUUCAAUAAGGACAUGAAAUAUAAACGUAUAGUGCUGUAAAACUCUAGUAUGACAGAGGAGUGAUAUAAAGCAGCUUUACGUCCAAUAAAACAAUCGUACAUGCUCUGACUGUUUUUCUGAUCUCCAUGUUGGUUCGGUCCACUCUGCGCCUGUUCCCAUCUUAAUGUUACCCGUUUCCAUUGCCUCAGUACGCCCAUAUACCAUGACCUUAAUGCCACAGAGCCACCAGAGGCAGCUUUUACAUGUGUUGACGUGAGUUGGCGUACCUCAUGUUGCUCUGGGAUCAUUGGAAAAAUCAUGAAAUGCAAGUUAUUCCUGAGCACGGAGGUGGGCGAACAGCACUCUCCUUAGCGUUUCAUGGGUUUCCAAAGGUCGUGAGGAGGGCAAGGUACUGAGUGAACUUUGGUCAGGAGUGAAGACAUGAUCGUAUUUUUACUGUAAUGCUGCUGCUGAUUAAGAAACUUCUGACCUCUAAUGAUGUGACCAACAGGAAGAGGAGUUCAUGGACUGGUGGAGUAAAUUCUACGCCUCGACAGGAGAGAAAAACAAGUAUGGGACGUACCUGGAGAGAGGCUUCGACACGCUGAAGGUGAGUGUUCAGUUUUUGAGACGUUUGCACCUUUUUUUCACCAUGUGCAUGCUUUGAAAUUAUAUUUAUGGCGCGAUCUAGUCAAACACCCGGAAAGAUCUCCUGACUGCUCUCUCAUUUUGGAUGUCUUGGUUUCUGGGUUCGGCCUUCAGCCUUUGCGGUCUGCUCUUGCGCACGUAUCUCAGCUGAGUUCAUCCUCUCUUGUCUAGAUAGAAAAAGAGAAGAAGAACUCUGCGAGGAAUUAGACGACUCAAAGACAGAUGGAGGACGAUAGAGGAAUACAUGAAUACGAUGGAGACAGAGGAGCCUUUUGUUCCCUUUUCUUGAAACGUUUUGCUCAUUAUACCAAACUUCACCGUUUAAAUCACAACUUUGCCCUCCUGCCAGUUUCUUCCGUCAGCCCGUCGCGCCGUACUCCUCCUGUUUUCUCAUGCCCCGUCUUCGAAGUCCGGCGCCGUGACAUUUUAGCCGUUUUCCGAACAGCUCGGAUGAUUCAUCCGUGUUGAAUUCACUUCGGGAUCGCAGCGCUGGGACAGAUUCAGGGGGAAAAGUCAGCUCUCCGAUGUUGGCAGGUCUAAAACGAGGAUAAUGUCAGUCGUCAAUGUCUCUCUUAAGUCGUGUUCUUUAGGAGUCUGCUACGGUUCAGCCGCCGUCCCACGAGUCCUUCAGCCUUCGCCCACGCUCUGUUCAACCCUUAUCCCGAUUCUCUUGGCCCAGAUGCCGACCUUUCCUCCCGUCGGGACUCAAACCACACGUCAGUCUUGUUGUCUAAUGCCCAAACAAAUGACUAAUCGUGUCAGAAUUUGGCCUUUAUUGCUCUUAAAUGAGACCUCUAACCUCUCCCCUGAAAGCCGUUUCACAUCGGCGCAGCAGCUUCGACUCCAGACCGUAUUUCUUCUUCAUUUGUGGAGCGUCCAUCAUCUGAAUGCGUCUACACAAACACGCAGAAGAAGAGUUAUGUUCGAAUGCUUGAGUUGGAGUGAUAACUGUAGGACAUUUAGAGGUCAAUCCUGCAGAAAAAGCCUCGGAAAGUUUGUAUCUUCCAGUUGUUUUACAGUUUAAUUCCUCGCUCUUUUCCUUUUGGAUGAAAAUAUGAAAAUAUGGCAAAAAAACUAACGGUACAACGGAGAACAAUAACCGCUUGCCCAAUAGCGAUUGACCCUUGAAGGGCCCUUUCCAUUUAACCAUCUAGUGGGUGUAUUUUUUUCAUUCAGGAAGCCCAUUAAACGGGUUCACCUCAAUUGGUGGAAACUCGGCCAAGUCGCCUUUUAGUUUUUGCGACAUUUCAAACCUUCGCUCAAAAUUCACUUGACAGUUGGAUGGAAACGGGCGAAACGACCAAUGAACGACCUGCUUAUUUACUCCCUCCUCCUCCUCCUCCUUUACUCCUUUCUCUUCCAGUCAGAUCGGCUACUGUCACAGGGAAAUGAGCCACUGUUUCCAACCUUUCCAACCUCCUUUACCUUCCUCUCACCCCGUAACGCCACCUCCUCUUACUUCACCAUCCUACCUUUUCUGUUUCCGUUGCCCUUUUACAGUUGAAGGGCGGCUACUCGCAGUUUUUGGUGUCUGACCCAAAGUCAACCCCGUCUUUAAUAUCCUCACCUUCUCUCUCGGCCGUCCCCUCUUUUUAUGUCACCUUUCUGUUUCUGUUUCCAUGUCCUCAAGCUGCUGCAAACCCGUCGAAUCAGCAGUGCAGCGCUCUCCUCUGGCGCCACCGUGGAGGUCCUCUAGAAAAUGAGUUAUGGAAAUGGCUUAGCAUGUCAAAACCACUUAGGCAAAUGAGACGUCUUCAGAAGAAGACAGGAUGCAUCCAGCACAAGUUACUUAUUUUGGUCAGCGUUCAAGAAAAAGCAAAUGAAUGGGGGCCUACACCUUCAAAGCUUGAGAGAAUGUCACCCUCACCAGAGAAACAGCCGUUAGCAUUUGGUGCUUCGGAGUCGAGUCUUUCAAACGAGACAAAACUACUUUUCAGACAAAACUAGAGAGUCUUCUGUUGGGCUGCCCAGUCCUCGAUUACAGGAAAGAAAACAAAAACUGUGCGAAUCCUCGGCUCCAGACUUUAAAGAGAGGAUUUUCAGAGAACGUCAACUCUUGGUGGACGUUAAAGAUAAUAUCCUCUCAGGGUUUAAGGGCCUGUUUCCACUGACGGUGAACUUCAAAUCGAUGCUGACUGGUUCAAACCGUCGCCAAGUUUUGAAAGUUGUCUCAUGGCUCUUUUGAAGUUGUUCUGCUGGUUCCUAAACAGGAAAUGUCAAAAUAACAGAAAGGACUCGGGACCUGGACUCGGGACCGGGACUCAGGACCGGGUCAGACCUCAGAAUUCAACCUUUGAAACUGAUGAGAACGUUAACAUUCAUGAACCCCGAGGCGUCCGAGAGUUGAACGGUUUUCAGCUCGAGCUCAUCACAUCACCUGAAAACCUGAAAUUUUCCUUUUCCUGUUGUCCUCCCUUCUUUCCUCUGUCCUCGUCAGUCUCCUGCUCUCUUUUUAUUUCCUGUUGUCUUCCCUUCUUUCCUCUGUCCUUGUCCAUCUCCUACUCUUUUUAUUUCCUGUUGUCUUCCCUUCUUCCCUCUGUCCUUGUCCAUCUCCUACUCUUUUUAUUUCCAGUUGUCUUCCCUUCUUUCCUCUAUCCUUGUCCAUCUCCUACUCUUUUUAUUUCCUGUUGUCUUCCCUUCUUUCCUCUGUCCUUGUCAGUCUCCUGCUUUCUUUUAUUUCCUGUUGUCUUCCCUUCUUUCCUCUGUCCUUGUCAGUCUCCUGCUCUCUUUUAUUUCCUGUUGUCUUCCCUUCUUUCCUCUGUCCUUGUCCAUCUCCUACUCUUUUUAUUUCCUGUUGUCCUCCCUUCUUUCCUCUGUCCUUGUCCAUCUCCUACUCUUUUUAUUUCCUGUUGUCUUCCCUUCUUUCCUCUGUCCUUGUCCAUCUCCUGCUCUCUUUUAUUUCCUAUUGUCCUCCCUUCUUCCCUCUGUCCUCGUCUCACCCCUCUCCUUCCUUUUUGAUUCUCUUCUUCUCCUUUUUCCACGUCCGUCUCUUUCCUCCCCUUCCUCGUCUUGACAGCUGAGUGGGUCAGUUUUGUUUGGAUUUGGUUAACCCUCGUCUUCACUUUUCACCUCCUCCUCCUCCUCCUCCUCCUCCUCCCUUCUUUCACCGUCUCCCCUGGUAGUGGGUUUGGUUCUGGUGGACUGGGAUUCGUUGUGUUCCAGUGAGUCGGUGUUUCCAGACUUGUCCGUCAUUUUCAUCAUCCUCAGCUUUCAUCGGGACUUUAACGUCGACCUCGGCUUCACCUUUACUCGUAUGUGAAUAUUCACGGAGUCUGUUUACACGGACCUGAUCCUGAUCCUGAUCCUGGUUUUUCAUAUUUGUGACCUUGUGGGUCUCGUGGUUCCGUCCACGUCCUCCGUCUACACCUGCCUCAGCCCCUCAUGUUUUGUCUUCACCCUCCUCUCCCUCGGUACUGGGUUUGGUGUUCAAUCUUCGAUGACUUGCUGUUUCCAACCCUCUCUUUCAUUUACAUCAUCCCCUCAUCGCUCCCCUUUUCUCCUCCCCCAUCUUUCCUCUGCUUCUCCAGCUUUUCCACCCCACCUCCACCCAGAACUUAGACCAUUUACCCCUCGACCCACUCGUCUCUUUCCCAACUCACCCUUCGUUACCUGUAAUUAUAACGAAGUAGCAGCAGAUGGUCUUUCGUCUUUCGUAGCAUCAUCUCAACGAUGUGCACAAACCAGGAACUUUACUUAAUGUGAGGAAUGACGACGCGCCAGAGUAGAAAAUGAAGUCCAGACCGGUUAUCGGACUCAUGGUUCUUCCCACGUACGGAUGGUGGCAGAGUCUCGGUGGUGGAUCGUAUCAUAUUGUGGGUUGAGGUGUCCUUGGACAGAUUAACCCGUACCUGCCAACAAUUCGGUUUUUCCCAAGACUCUCCCAUAUCUAACGCCCACCUCUUCUAUUGUCACUUCCCCCCGUGAAUCUCCCACCUUCAUUCCUGAAUCGGAUCACUACAUUUGUCCAGAGUAGAAAAUGAAGUCCAGACCGGUUAUCGGACUCCCGGUUCUUCCAAUGCACGGAUGGUAUUGUGGCAGAGUCUCGGUGGUGGAUUGAGUUGACUCUGUGGUCCAUGAGUGGAUCGUAUCGUAGGUGUCCUUGGACAGAUUAACCCGUACCUGCCAACACUCCGGUUUUUCCCAAGACUCUCUAACACCCACCUCUUGUUUUGUCAUUUCUCCCGUGAAUCUCCCACGUUCGUUCAUGAAUCGGAUCAAAAGUUUCUAGACAACCGAAGAUAGUCCUGUUUCUGCUGAUCCUCACAGACUCUGGAUCGAUACUUUGACUUUACAGUUCGAGACGAUUCCGGUCGGUUUGAGCUGUAAACUUUAUUCAAACAGUGUUUGUUGAUGAACACUUUAGUAAAACGGAAACAAACCUGAGAUAUUAUAUUCACGUUGAUCGUCUUGCACCGUCUCGGAGUGAUGCGUUCAAGUAACUGAUCGGGAUUGGCGACUAAAGACCGACACGUUACAGAGAUUCCCCGAUGCUCUUCUGUGAGACGAACUUUGGCCAAAUCUGGGACCCAUUCGGCUCUCGCCUGACGACAACACGGCCCCCCAGGGAGCGUUUAGCUGACUUCACCACCCACUGGUCUAUUUUUGUAGCGGUGAAGUCACCGCUUAGGGAUCGAGGACUUCAGGUCAAGACUUCUUCUUCCCCAUGUGGUUCUCUAACCUCGAGUCUGAUCAGGAACUUUGCCAACAAGAUUUGAGAGAAACUCGUCAUGUGGUUUUAUUUCCAUCAUGUUCUCGAGGUUUUGAAUUUAAGGCCCGUCCCUAAUAACCCAAAAGAAGGAUAUUGAACAUCAGUCUUCUUCUUUCUUGUUUUCCCUGGAAAGUUCUGGGUCUUCACUCCCGGUGUUUCCAGCUCGCCCUUUCAGCGAGCGGCGGCAGCGGCGGCGGAGCUGUCAUAUCUGAGCGAGUGUGACUGAUGUGGACAAACAGCACUAAUGAAAACGAUGAAUCUUUUUGUGCUCCUGACACAAAGACGUCCCCGCCCAGAUCCUCCGACACACUCACGCCGCCGCCGCCGCCGCCGUCGUCUGAGUGUAAUAAUAAGAAAGUGUGCGGAGAAGAUCCUGGAUCUGGUUCAGGGUCUGUGUUGGUGGAUUUAGUGUUGGCAGACUGAUAAAAACUGUUCAAAUAAAGAUCAGGCUGACGUCAAAUUCACCGCAGAGAGAGAGAGAGAGAGAGAGAGAGAGAGAGAGAGAGAGAGAGAGAGAGAGAGAGAGAGAGAGAGAGAGAGAGAGAGAGAGAGAGAGAGAGAGAGAGAGAGAGAGAGAGAGAGAGAGAGAGAGAGAGAGAGAGAGAGAGAGAGAGAGAGAGAGAGAGAGAGAGAGAGAGAGAGAGAGAGAGAGAGAGAGAGAGAGAGAGAGAGGGAGAGAGAGAGAGAGAGAGAGAGAGAGAGAGAGAGAGAGAGAGAGACAGAGAGAGAGAGAGAGAGAGAGAGAGAGAGAGAGAGAGAGAGAGAGAGAGAGAGAGGGAGAUUCUGUUUGAAGAUUUCAGCUUCUUCAUAUAUUUACUGUUUGUUUUCUUCCUCUUUCAUCCUCCUCUCUCUCUCUCUCUCUCUUUCUCUCUCUCUCUCUCUCUCUCUGGUUUUCUCCUUUUUUACAUGUCAUUCCUUCUUUUAUUUCUCUUUCUUUCUCCCUGUUAGGAUUUUGUCCUCCUUAUUUCUUUUUUCACCUUUUUAUUUUGGUAAAAAGUUGUUUUCAUGUUCUUUUUCCAACCUUUCUUUCAUCCCUCAAAUUAAGAAGUAUUCUUUCUUUCUUUCUUUCUUUCUUUCUUUCUUUCUCUCUUCUUCCUGUAUCUUUUUUCCUUUUUCCUACUUUAUUUCCGUCUUCCUUUCUUCUGUCCUACUCCUGUCCUUUGUUCUUUCUUUCUUUUCCUUACUUUUCUUUCCCCCUCUCUUUUCAUCUUCUCCCUUUCAUCCUUCUUUUCUUUCUUUUUCCCUUUCCUCUUCAUCCUUCUUUUCUUUCUUUGUUCCUUCUUCUCAUUUCUCUACCUUCGAUUCCUUCUUCCAUCUCUCAUUUCAACCUUUUAUCCUUCCUUUCAUUUGUCCUUCCACCUUCCUUCCUUUUCUCUAUCCUUGAUUCUUUUCUAUUCUUCCUUCUGUCCAUCCUACAAAUUGUCCUUGCAUCCUGCUUUUCUGUCUUACUGUCCUUCAUUUCUCCCAUCCCUCUUUCUUUCUUUCUUUCUUUCUUUCUUCCUACCUUUCAUUUAUCCUUCAUUCUUUCCUUAUUUCCCUUCCUUCCUUCCUUCCUUCCAUCCUCCCUUCUUUCUUUGCCUUCUUCUUCUUUCCUCCCUCCCAUCUCUCCUUCUUUCCUUACUCUCCUUCCCCUCUUCCAUCUCUCCUUUCUCUCUCCCUCCCAUCUCUUCAUCCUUCUUUCCUCACAAUCCUUUCUCCUUUACAUCUCUCCUUCCUUCUUUUCUUACAUUCCUCCCUACCUCCCACCUCUCCUUUCUUCUUUCCUUACUCUCCCUACUCCCUUCCAUCUCUUCAUCCUUCUUUCCUUACACUCCUUUCUCCUUUCCAUCUAUCCUUCCUUCUUUGCCUCCUUCUUCCUUCUUUAACUCUUGAUUAGUUGAUGUUAAUAAACUGUUUUUGGUUUUAAUCCCUCUGUAGUCAUAAUAUCAGGCGUUGAGUUCCUGUAAAUCUGCGUCUCCCCCCUCUCCCCCUCUCUCCCCCUCUCUCCUCAGGUGUUUGACGGAGAUCUGGAGAAGGUGGAGGGUCUGGAGGGUCUCUCAGAUUUCUGUCAGACCUUUAAGCUCUUCAGAGGAAAGACUCAGGAUGAAGGAGAAGAUCCGUCUGUGGUCGGAGAGUUUAAAGUAAGUCAGUUCUGCUCUAGAGUUAUUAAAAACUGUUUUUUCUUCGUCUAAAUCUUGACUCUUCGUCUUCCUCACUUUAACCCCGCCCACUCAUCUUCAGGGGAUGUUCAAGAUCUACCAGCUGCCGGACGACCCCUCCGUCCCCCCUCCGCCCAGACAGUUCAAGAAGCUUCCUCCAAACGGCAUCGAGGAGUGUUUGGUCCGGGUCUACGUCAUCCAGGCUCACGGCCUGCAGCCCAAAGACACCAACGGGAAGGUACGAGGACCCGAGUCCGAUCCAGGGAGGAGGGUCUGGUUUUUAAUCCCGGUCUAAGUCCAGUCUGUCUCUGGUUUUUAAUCCCAGUCUAAAUCCAGUCUGUCUCUGGUUUUUAAUCCCAGUCUAAGUCCAGUCUGUCUCUGGUUUUUAACCCCAGUCUAAGUCCAGUCUGUCUCUGGUUUUUAAUCCCAGUCUAAAUCCAGUCUGUCUCUGGUUUUUAAUCCCAGUCUAAGUCCAGUCUGUCUCUGGUUUUUAACCCCAGUCUAAGUCCAGUCUGUCUCUGGUUUUUAAUCCUGGUCUAAAUCCAGUCUGUCUCUGGUUUUUAAUCCCAGUCUAAGUCCAGUCUGUCUCUGGGUUUUAACCCCAGUCUUAGUCCAGUCUGUCUCUGGUUUUUAAUCCUGGUCUAAGUCCAGUCUGUCUCUGGUUUUUAAUCCCAGUCUAAGUCCAGUCUGUCUCUGGUUUUUAAUCCCGGUCUAAGUCCAGUCUGUCUCUGGUUUUUAAUCCCAGUCUAAAUCCAGUCUGUCUCUGGUUUUUAAUCCCGGUCUAAGUCCAGUCUGUCUCUGGUUUUUAAUCCCAGUCUAAGUCCAGUCUGUCUCUGGGUUUUAAUCCCAGUCUAAGUCCAGUCUGUCUCUGGUUUUUAACCCCAGUCUAAGUCCAGUCUGUCUCUGUUUUUUAAUCCCGGUCUAAGUCCAGUCUGUCUCUGGUUUUUAAUCCUGGUCUAAGUCCAGUCUGUCUCUGGUUUUUAAUCCUGGUCUAAGUCCAGUCUGUCUCUGGUUUUUAAUCCCAGUCUAAGUCCAGUCUGUCUCUGGGUUUUAAUCCCAGUCUAAGUCCAGUCUGUCUCUGGUUUUUAAUCCUGGUCUAAGUCCAGUCUGUCUCUGGUUUUUAAUCCUGGUCUAAGUCCAGUCUGUCUCUGGUUUUUAAUCCCAGUCUAAGUCCAGUCUGUCUCUGGGUUUUAAUCCCAGUCUAAGUCCAGUCUGUCUCUGGUUUUUAACCCCAGUCUAAGUCCAGUCUGUCUCUGUUUUUUAAUCCCGGUCUAAGUCCAGUCUGUCUCUGGGUUUUAAUCCUGGUCUAAGUCCAGUCUGUCUCUGGUUUUUAAUCCCAGUCUAAGUCCAGUCUGUCUCUGGUUUUUAACCCCAGUCUAAGUCCAGUCUGUCUCUGUUUUUUAAUCCCGGUCUAAGUCCAGUCUGUCUCUGGGUUUUAAUCCUGGUCUAAAUCCAGUCUGUCUCUGGUUUUUAGUGUGACCCCUAUGUGAAGAUCACUCUGGGGAAAAAGACCGUCAACGACCACGAUCACUACAUCCCCUCCACUCUGGACCCCGUCUUUGGAAAGUGAGUAGAUCUCUGAUUUGUUAGUCCCUGACUGUGAGUCCUCCUCUUGUCCAGUAGGGGUCGCUGCACUCACACCGAUCACACAGACACUCACUCUUUGUUUUUCAGGGUCAGUCGAGAUUUAAAGUUCCUACAGAAACAGAGAAACGUUCGUCCUGCUGAGAGGAAACGAGAAAAACAACAAAAAAGAGAAAAAAAAGAGAAAAAGUUUAAUUUCCACUAAAGUGACGUUUCCACUGCAGAGACCAGGAACCUUCUGAGGACGGAACUUUAAAGGGAUAAUCUGCAGUAAAAUUAAUUUAAGUCAAACACACAGAGAUAGACUCUCCCUCCAGAGAUGAAUGUUUAAUUCUUCCAUCCUUCUUUCCUUUCUAUCCUUGCUCCCUUCCACCUUUCCUUGCUUUUUUGCCUCAUUCUUUCUUCCUCCCUUCCAUCUAUCCUUUCCUUCUUUUCUUACUGUCUUUCCUUCCUUCCAUCUAUCCUUUCUUCUUUUCUUCCUUCUUUUAUCUAUCCUUCCAUCUAUCCUUCCUCCUUUCCUUACACUCCUUCAUUCCUUCCUUCCAUCUAUCCUCUUUUCUUUCCUUACUCUCAUUCCUCCCUUCUAUCUAUCCUUCCUUCUUUCCUUCUUCUCUCCUGCCUCCCUUCAACCUCUCCUUCCAUCUUUCCUUACUCGCCUCCCUCCUUCCAUCUAUCCUUCUUUCUUUCCUAACUCUCCUUCCUUCUUUCCCUCCUCUUUCCUGCCUCCCUUUUAUCUAUCCCUCCUUCUUUCCUUACACUUCUUCCUCCCUUCCAUCUCUCCUUCCUUCUCUCCUUCCUCCCCUUUUAUCCAUCCUUCCUGCGUUCCUUACUCUCCAUCCUACCUUUGAUCUAUCUGUUUCUUCCUUGCCUCCUUCCUUCUCUCUCCCUUCAAUCUAUCCUUCCUUCUUUCCUUACUUUCCUUGCUACCUUGCAUCCAUUCUUCCGUCUUUGCCUCCUUCUUCCUUCCUCCAUUCCAUCUAUCCUUCCUUCUUUCCUUCCUCCCUCCUCCCUUCCAUUUAUCCUUCCUUCUUUUCUUACUCUCCUUCCUCCCUUCCAUCUAUCCUUCCUUCUUUCCUUCCUCCCUCCCUCCCCUUUUAUCCAUCCUGUCUUCUUUUCUUACUCUCUUUCCUUCCUUCUAUUUCUCCUUCCUUCUUUCCUUCCUCCCUCCCUCCCCUUUUAUCCAUCCUGUCUUCUCCCUUACUCUCCUUCCUCCCUUCCUUCUAUCCUUCCUUCUUCCCUUCCGACCUCUUGACGAGUGUCUAACUCGGUCUUUUUUGUGUUUGACCCUAAAUUGAUUUUACUCCGGAUUAUCCCUUUAAACAGACGUCACCUCUACGUUAGCGAACUUUGUCGCCUGAUCUUGUUGAAAACGUAGAAAGUUCUUAUUUUGUCGUGAAACCUGAAGUCAGAACGUCGUCUCGGUUAUUUUGACGAUAAGUUCACGAUCAGAACCAGAACUGAACGCUGAGUUCCUCCUGUCUCCAGGAUGUUCGAGCUCACCUGUUCCCUCCCUCUGGAGAAGGACCUCCAUGUGAUGGUGUACGACCACGACAUGCUGACCAAAGACGAGAAGAUCGGGGAGACCGUGAUCGACCUGGAGAACCGCUUCCUGUCCAAAUACGGCGCCAUGUGCGGUCUGCCGCAGUCCUACUGCGUGUGAGUAGACCCGGAUCUGUAAAUCCAGAUUGAGCAGACCAAACCGGUUCCUCUCUGAACCCUGAAUCCUGGUCCGUCUCUGUGUCUCCUCCCUCAGGUCUGGAGUGAACCAGUGGAGGGACCAGCUGACGCCGCGGCAGCUUCUGUUACGACUGUGUGAGCGCCGGAACCUGCCGAAACCGGUCUACCAGGACGAGGUGGUCCACUUCAGAGGGGAUCAGUACACCGCAGCAGACCUGGGUCAGAACCAUCGAAGUCUUCUGUCUUCACUCCUUCUUUCCUUUCCUCUGUCCUUGUCUCCUCUGCCCUUCUCUUAAUCUUUUCUCUCCUUAUCUCCUCUCCUACAUCCUUGCCUCCUCUCUCCUCUCUUGGAGAAACCUCAGGACCACCUGAGAAUCUCAACAUGUGAUAAAUGUUGAAGCAAUUUUCACUUCUACACACACACACACACACACACUCACACACACACACACACGCACGCACGCACGCACGCACGCACGCACGCACACACACACACACUCGUUCAUGGAUGAAGGUCACGUCUUCUGUUUGUGAACGUCUGAGCGCCAACGUCAACACCCCGGCCGGUCGUCUCUGUUAAACGGCGAGCGCCGCAGCGUUCUCUUUCCACGGUUGCCGUGGUUACCGUGCGUCAGCCCGCUGUCCGUCAAACGAGGUUGCUAAACUGUUGAGAGACUUUUUUCUUUUGACUUCUUUCUCCUGGAUCUGCCUUUUCUUAAACUUUCUUUCUCUCUUCAUCACUUUCUCUCGACUCGAUCUCUCUUUUUUCCAUACUUUCUCAUUUCUUCACUUUUCAAUCUUGCCAUUUAUCCGUCUUUAUCAUUCCCUCUCUCCACCUUCUCCUCCUUCCUUUUUUUGUUUCCUUGUCUUCUCAUCUUGUUUCACACCCUACCUUUUCCUUUCCUCCCAUCUUCUCAUCACUCCUUUCCUUGCCUUGUUCUUCCUGCCUUCUUUUUCCUCACUUUACCUCCUCUCCUAAGUCACCACCUUGUCUCCUUUCCUCUCUUCCUCUUCUGUCCCUUCUUUUUUCUUUUUGUUUCCUUGUCUCCUCCUCUCCUUCUGCACCUAACCUUCUCAUUUCCUUCAUCUUCCCUUCUCUCCUUCCCUUGCCUUGUCCUUCCUUCCUCCUUUCUUCUUCUCUUUUCUUCCAUGUUUCAUAUCCACCUUUUUUUCUCUCCCUUUACCUCCUUUCCUAAGUCACCACCUUGUCUCCUUUCCUCUCUUCCCUCCUUUAUUCUAUUGUAUCCUUGUCCCCUCCUCUCCUUCGCACCCUACCUUCUCCUUUCCUCCCAUCUUCUCUUCACUCCUUUCCUUGCCUUGUUCUUCCUGCCUUCUCUUCCUCACUUUACCUCCUCUCCUAAGUCACCUCCUUGUUUCCUUUCCUCUCUUCCCUCCUUUAUUUUUUGUUUCCUUGUCUCCUCCUCUCCUUUUACUGUCAACAUUCUCAUUCCCUCCCAUCUUCCCUUCCCUCCUUUCCUUGUUCCUCGUGCCUUCUCUUUCCUCACUUUACCUCCUCUCCUAAGUCACCUCCUUGUUUCCUUUCCUCUCUUCCCUCCUUUAUUUUCUGUUUCCUUGUCUCCUCCUCUCCUUUUACUGUCAACAUUCUCAUUCCCUCCCAUCUUCCCUUCUCUCCUUUCCUUGCCUUGUUCUUCGUGCCUUCUCUUUCCUCACUUUACCUCCUCUCCUAAGUCACCACCUUGUCUCCUUUCCUCUCUUCCUCCUCCCUCCUUCCUCCUCUCCUCGUACAGUCGAGGUGACUCGGGGUUUACCGUCGUAAACUUUUGAUGUUCGUUUGAUUUUUGGGUUUUUCUUGGAACAGACGCAGAUUUUCCAACAUCUUACAGUGUGUGUGUGUGUGUGUGUGUGUGUGUGUGUGUGUGUGUGUGUAGUGUGUGUGUGUGUGUGUGUGUGCUGAGAUGAUGAAUAAUUCCUGUAUGAGUCCACCCUGUAUUCUGUGUUUCCAUUCUCCACUCUUUAAAAGUCACAUGACCAGUUUUCACUUAGACCUCCAUAUCUGUGUGUGUGUGUGUGUGUGUGUGUGUGUGUGUGUGUGUGUGUGUGUGUGUGUGUGUGUGUGUGUGUGUGUCUUCAGAGGACAAAAACGUCCCCAAACGUCACCUCGGUCCCAUUAAGGAGUGUCUGUCCCUCCACAUCUUGAGGAAAAUGGGUUUGGUACCGGAACACGUGGAGACCCGGACCCUGUUCAGCCCUCUGCAGCCGGAGAUCGAGCAGGUAACGCCUUUACUCCACCUUCGUUUUUUUUACCCUCCUUUGUUUUUACAUCGCUGUCUUCUGAUUGGCUGUUGAUGCUGUUCGUUAGGGGCGUCUGAUGAUGUGGGUGGACCUGUUCCCAAAGUCCCUGGGACCGCCUGGACCCCCCUUCAACAUCACGCCGCGCAAGGCUAAGAAGUAGGAACGCAGACAUGACACUGUCGACAUGAGAGCUGGAGAUAAAAUUAGACUUCAAGAAACAAUCGACCAAUCAGAUAACGGAUCAGAUAAUCAAUGAAUGGGAAUAAUGGAGAUAUAUAUAAGUCAACCGAUCAAUAAAACAGUGGAUCUGUCAGUCUGUCACAAAGACAAGUUUGUUGGUCUGUUUAAUGUCUAUUUUAUUUAUUCAAUCAUUUAAUCGAUUUCUUUAUUCAUUUCAUUUUUAUUUAUUCAGUUAUAAAUCUAUUCUAUACUUAUUUAUUUGUUCACUUAAUCGAUUUCUUCUUAGUUUCAUUAUCUAUUUAUUUAUUCAUCAAUCUAUUUAUUUACUUAUCUGUUUAUUUGUUUAUUUAAUUAUUAAUUAUAAAUGUAUUCCUUAUUCAAUACCUUAGUCCUCAUCUAAAUUAACUUUUUCAUUUAUUAAUUAAAUUAGUUUUUUGAUCAAGUCCUUUAUUUAUUUAUUCUUUAUUAAAUUCAUUUAUAGGAGUUUCUGUCAUUUAUUGAUUUAUUUAGCUCAUUUAUAAAUAAUCAAUCUUAAUAUCAACCCAUUUAUUUAUCUAUUUAUUUAUUCAUUUUCUUCCUUAUUUAAUUUUGUAUUUAUUUACUCUUUAUUUAAUUCAUUUUUAGUUGAUUUGGUUAGGGUUAUUUAGUUUAUUAAUAAAUAAUUUAACCGUUCAUUUACCAGUUUAUUAAUUUAUUUAUCCAUUAAUUGCCUUUUCUAUUUAAUUGUGUAUCAAUUUAUUCUUUGUUUAAAUUUUUGGGGUAGAUUUGGUCAUUUAUUUAUUAAUUUGUUUAGUUCAUUAAUAAAUAAUUUAUCUAUUUUUUUUACUAAUUUAUUUAUUUAUUUAUUCCUUUUCUUCUCUUUAUCCAUUUCUUUUUCUUCUUUCUUUAUUUAUUCAUGAAUAUUCAUUGAGUUAUUUAUUCAUUCAUUCAUUCAUUCAUAAAGUUAUUCUUUAGACGGUGAGUUGAUUAGUUGUUUCCUCCUGAUCAAUUUAUUUUAAAAAGAAAAAACAAAAAAUGAGCAAAAAUUCAGAGUGAAAAAAAAAUGGAAAAAGGACAAUGAUGUGAAUCUAUGAUUGUGAAAUAAAAUUCACAAAAACAUCAUGAAAAACAAAACUAGAUAUUUCUUUCUUUGAAUUAACAGUUUGGAAAAAUGUGUAAAUUUUAUUUCAUUUAGUGUGUUUCUUUUUUUCUUUUGCGGUGACAUUUUUUUAAAUUGCUGACUCUUAAUUAUUUUAUUUUUUAAUGCUAAAAUAAAUCUAUAACUAAAGUUUGUUUCGGUCUUCGUUCAGGUUCUUCCUGCGCUGCAUCAUCUGGAACACCAGCGAUGUCAUCCUGGACGACGUCAGCAUCAGCGGCGAGAAAAUGAGCGACAUCUACGUGAAAGGGUAAGAGCGAAAAGGUUCAUUUUUCACGUUUUAUUCCCGACGUUCGUAUUCAAGAUAAUAAACGAGUCAGUAAUAAAAUCAGUGAAAAUGAGGAUCUGUGUUUAGUUGGCUGGAGGGACACGAACACAACAAACAGAAGACGGACGUCCACUAUCGCUCUCUGGGCGGCGAGGGGAACUUCAACUACAGGUUCCUGUUUCCGUUCCACUAUCUACCUGCAGAGCAGCUCUGCGUGGUCGACAAGAAGGUAAGGAGGCGGGGUUUAAACUCUUGUCGUGUACGAACAGAGAGUCCAGUUUUAUUCUUUUAGAACUGAGUAGAGACCCCCCACGGUUAGACCGGAUCAAAGCCGGUCCAGAUCCUGAUCUACAGCCGCCGUACAACAAUUAACAAAAAUAAUGAAGUGACGUUUUAACGGGAGUGAAUUAGAUGCUUUUGACUCCCAGAGACUCGACAGAAACACGGAGCGGAGAACCAUAAAACAACACCUCACUGAAAACUGGAAUAACAACACGCCUGUCAUUUGCUGUUCUUGGCGCGGGAGCCGGGCUCUUUAGCCGUCCGCAGCCGACAUGUUUUACGACGGCGUUCCCGUCUUGUAGCAGCAUCCUCAAUCAGCGGGCGGCUGAGAAGACGAGAGGGAGUUUUAAAUAAGAAACUCUGCAGGGUGGAGAGUUUUCCCUCCAAAACAGAGCCGCAGCCAGAAACAUGCUUUAUGAAGCCAGAAGGAUCUGCGGUCGGUGAUAUAAUGACUGAGUCAUCGCCGCCGCCGCCGCCGAUCAACAGCUCUAUCAACACUCACACUUGUUAUCUUUCUCUGCUCUUUUAAGUCAGAUCAGAGAGUUCGACUCAGAGUUUGGUUCUUCUAUGAAUCCUCAGAAAGUUUUCUAAAGUGAAGGGAGAGGAGGAGAAGAGAGGAGAAGAUGAGUUUUCAAAUGUGUCUGAAAAGCUAAGGGACGGAAUCGGUGAUGACUGCCGGGAUAGAAAGUGAGUUUUUCUGUUAGAGGGAUAUUCCAGCGUAAAAUUGGUUAAGGGUCAAACACCAAGUUAGACACCCCGUCCAGAGAUGAAUGUUGCCGACCGCUUCCUUCUCUAGUUAUACCAACUUUAGUAACGACCGCAGGAUAGAAAUACAGAGAGACACGCGCUCAACCAGAACGCCACUCUAUAGCCACAAAUAAUGCUCAGAACAGCACCUAACUUCAUCAACAGGACAUAUAGGGUCACAGACAUAGUACUAGACACCAAACAUCUUUUUAACUUUGACUCAUUUCUUUAGCAAAGAGACUAAACACAACUCACCUACUCUCUUCCAGCAGACGCUUGUUUGUAACGAGACCUUGGGCCAGUCCAUUACGGACUACAGCGGGGUGCCGCAGCUCAAGGAAGAACAUUUAUGUGGGGAUCUGUACAGUCUCGGAUGGGUUUGGGGAGUGAAUUCAAGAGGGUGGGGGUGGCAACAGAGAAGGCUCUGUCCCGCCCAAGUUCGAUGCUUGGUCCGAGGGGGUAGGGCAAGAAGAUUUCCCUCUGAGGGUCAGAGGGCAUGGGAGUGGGUGUAGUGGUGGAGCAGGUCUGUGAGGUGGGUGGGGGCCAGGUUGUUGAGUGAUUUGUGGGUGAGCAGGAGGAUUUUGAAUUGUGUGCGGUAUGAGAUGGGGAGCCAGCAAAGUUUUUAGAGGACAGGGGUGAUGAUAAAGAAAUGAUCAUAAAUGUUCUUCCUUGAGCUGCGUCACCCCGCUGUAGUCCGUAAUGGACUGGCCUGAGGUCUUGCUACAAACAAAAGAGUCAAAGUUAAAAAGAUGUUUGGUGUCUAGUACUAUGUCUGUGACCCUAUAUGUCCUGUUGAUGAAGUUAGGUGCUGUUCUGAGCAUUAUUUGUGGCUAUAGAGUGGCGUUUUGGUUGGGGGCGUGUCUCUCUGUAUUUCUAUCCUGCGGUCAUUACUAAAGUUGGUAUAACUAGAGAAGUAAGCGGUCGACAACAUUCAUCUGUGGAGGGGAGAGUAUCCCUUUAAAAUCCUGUUUGGAUCUUUUCGUCUGUGUUGACUUUGGCGCCCCCUGUGGACAAAGUAGUAACCCUUUUAUUCUUUAUAGUAUUUCUGACUUUGUCCUCAUUCUCUUCUUAAUUCUCUCAUUUGCUUUUGAGACGAAUCACCGUAAAUAAACUCCGUCUGUUAGCUUCGGAUGAUUGAAUUACUGAGUAAAAACGCGUUAUUCUUCCAUCGUUAAAUCGAAAUGAUGUAAUUUAGUUUCGGGCGAUAAAUUAUCACGACGUUUACGAGCGAAGAGGCGAUCGAAAAUGAUGAAGAGGAGGAGAGAGGGAGACGGAUGGAGGGAGGAAAUGAAGGAGAGGACUGAACAGGACUCUCUACUUAGCACACUGGCAAGAAAAAGGAAGCUGAUUGAUGUUGUUAGAUAUUACAGAGAGCGGCUACACACACACACACACACACACACACUUGGAUAAUAGAGCGUCACACCCCUGCCUGUGACAGCUGUGGAGUGAUAUCUUAAUGUGCUUGGACAGAGUUAGUGAACAAACUGAGCCAAACACACACACACAAAGACACACACACUGACACUGACAUGAGUACGUGCUUCAGCAGACACACACAGACACACACACAGACAGGGUGUAGUGUGUUUACUCUCUCUGUUUGUGUGUUGUCAUGAAGUGUGAGAGCAUGGUGUGGAUUUAGACUCCGAUGUGGAGAGUCGGUGUGAAGUCAUAACGGCGACACAAGAGGCGAGUCGUUUGUCAUUUUGAGUCUUUUUUGUGUAACGUGAUUUAUCGUCGAGCCAAACCCGACUGUGUGUUUGUCUUUUUAAAAAACUAUCGCUGACAAUUUGACAGAAUAUUUAAAAAAAAAACAGGAAAAGUUGGAAAAACUGUGGAAAAGGUUCAGGUGCAUAAAAAAAAGACGUAACACGAGAAGCGUUCGAACCUUUGACUCCAUAGAAAGAUGGACUCUGCAUGAAUAAAACUAAAAAACUCACCAAGAAUUACCUCACCAUCCGCUCAUAUGUGGAAAUGAACAUCAGGACGAGCAUCAGGGAGAGAAUCAAAACAUGAAGGAAAUGAAGUAGGUCCAAGUAUGAAGCCUUGAGGGACUCCACAACAAACAUUAACAAAAAAAGAAAGAAAUACAUAAAAACAGCCAAUUUAAAUAAAAAAAGACAUUUUUUAGAAUUGAGACAAUGACAUUUUUAAAGAGACUUAAGUCAAUAGAAAAGGAUGACAGUUAGCAAAAUGAGUGUAAUUCAUGAGUUUAUAAAUAAAAAAAAUUAUAAGGGUUGAAUCAUCAGCAAACAUUUGAACAUUAACAUUUGGACAAUCACAGGGCUGCUGAUAAAUUUUUAAAGAAAAUAAAAGAGAUCCAAUUAUGGAGUCCAACCAAAGGAGCUCAAAAAUUUAAACUAAUUUAAAAAAAAAAUUGAAAAAAGAAAAAAAUUAUAAAUGUACAAUAAAAUGGUUUAUAGAGCCCAAAGUGCUCUGCAUACAAGGAAAAAAAAACUAAUUUAAACAAACAAACAUACAAAAAAUAUUAAAAAAUGUACAAAAAAAUUAGUUAAAGAUCUGAAAAUUAACAUUAGGACAGACAUUCCUGAGGUCAUUAAUCUUUAUAGAAAAUGAAAUAGGUCCAAGUACAGAGCCCAACCAAAGUGCUCUGCAAAAAAGGGAAAAAAAAUAAUGAAAAAAUAACUUAAAUUGAAAAAGAAAUUAGAGGGAAUAGAACAGGUCCAAAUAUAGAGCCUUGUGGGACUCCUUUUUUUUAAAAGAACAAAUGUAAACCAGUGUGCUCUGCAAAAAGAAAACAAAACCAAAACAACAAAUUAAAACAAAAUUACAACUAUUUAAACAAUUAAAAAGUUAAGAGAUUUAACUUGAUAGAAAUGCUUAACAGUGAACUAAAUGAGUGUAAAUAUCAAACGGGUAUAGGUGACUAAAAAAAGAAAAAAUAUGGUAUCAUCUGCGUAUAUUUGAACAUUUACAUUAGACUUACACUGCAGAGAUUUUUUAAUUAUAGAGAAAAAAAUGAUGUCCAAGAAUGGAGCCUUGAGGGAUCCCACUGUGGUAAAAAAAACAUUAAAAAUCCACUUUUAAACAAGAAGGCCGACUUUAAGAUUGAGACGGUGAAAUUAUUGAAGAGAUUUACACCAAUAAAAAAGGACGACAGUGAACUCUGUAAGUGUGAUUCACAAAGCUGAUUUAAAGUAGAAAGAAGCUGCAAUAAGGAAGAAAAUUCACACCCAACAGUUUGUCUAAAAGUGAUUUUCCUGACUUUAAAUCAGGCGUGGACUGAUUUACAGUUACAGAAGGUUGAAACAGUUUUUACAGCAGCUUUAACUUUGUGGGAAAUCGUCUCUUUAAGCGUUUCUUGAAAAGUUACAGAAACAUGUCGACGUUCGCUGUGAAUCACGGGGGAGCUGUUUGAUUUAAAGUGUGAAAAGUUGUAUUUUAUUUUAUCAGCGUUAUAACAGCCGGAGAGUGUGACAGUCAGACGGAGGAGAGGAGUGAGAGAAUGGAAACAGAGAGAGAGAGAGAGAGAGAGAGAGAGAGUGAGAGAGAGAGGGAGAGAGCAUUAGCACAGAGGUGAUACAGGAUCACAUAGUGUCUGCCAGGCUGCUGAGAGUCUGUCAGAGGUGAUAAUAGGUCUAACACACACACACACGCACACACACACACACACACACACACACACACACACACACAGAUGUGAGCGAGCAGCUCCGGCGUGGAAGUGGUGAGGCGGUUCGAAAUGUGGCGAUGGAGUCCUGCUCCGAACACGAGCGUCUUUCCUCUCUGCUGCACCGGCGUCCAAAAAAACAAGAUGAAAUAAAAACCUUUAAAUUUUUGUUUAAUUCAUGAAUCUGCAGAAAGAAAACGACAAACUUCUUAGAGUUAACAACAUAAAUAUCUUUUACAUUGUUUUCAAAUGAUUAAUUAUGGCUUGCAUUAAAGACAGUUGCUAGUUUCCGCAAGAUUCCAAUUUUGAGCGAACAAGAAACUUAUGACACUGUCUUGGAUGCUUAAAAUAGUUUUCCUGUGGGCCUAGAGUAUCUUUUUCUAAAAGAUGUAUAUCUUGAGUGCACAACGGAUCUUCCUUUCAGGAGAUAAUUAUCUUGAACGUGCAAGAUAGUCGCUCAUUUAUUCAAUGUUGUUAUUUGUGCGUCCAAGAUAACUUUUUACACCUUUGUGCUCCAAAAACGAUCCUCUGAGCACAAAAGAAAAUGAUAUCCUGACCUCCUGUUUAGUUACCCUGAUCUGACAUGAUACCUUUUUUAUCUUGUGCGCACAAGAUAUUAACUCAUUUUCACGAGAUUAUAGCCUUAAAUUCACCAAAAUUAACUCUCUUAUUUGCACAGAUAACUAGUUUUCUCAAGGUUGUUAUCUUGCAAAAACAAGAUAGUAAGAGUUUAAUUCCAGGGCGUCUUCUAUGGGUGUGAAGUUUUGGUCUCUUAAAGGUUAGAUUGUUUAAUUUUUAUGUAUCUUUUGUUGUUUUUGUUGUUUUUCUUGCGCAGGAACACUUCUGGAGUUUGGAUAAAGCAGAAACCAAAGUGGCGCCGAGACUCACCAUCCAGGUCUGGGACAACGACAAGUUCUCCUUCGACGACUAUCUGGGUAAAAAUGCGCCAAACGCUUUGAUUCGCCUAUUUUUUGUGUCAAAUUUCAGUCAUCUUUUUUGAAGUCUUUGGCAAUAAACGCAGAUGUUUCUGGUUCCAUGACCCCGAUAAUAAAAUCACUUGAUAGUAAAUAUAAUCCUGCAGCUUUAGAGGGUGUCGUUUCCAGAAAAAUACCAUAAAAGUCAAAUUUUGGCUCUUUUUGAGAUGAUAUUUGAGGUAAAUCUCGAACCUGAACGCGCGGAAGGUAAUGCCCUUUUCAUCAAACUCCCUCGGAAAACAGAAAACACUCUGAGAACUGUUUUUAAUUUAAAUUUACACCAGAAUAACUACAGGCUUACUGGAAACGACUCCAUAUGUCCAAGAUUAAUAUCUAUUAAAAUAAGUUAGGGCUGAUCAUAAAAGCCGAGCGGACUUAGUUUCUGACACACAGACACUUUCUCCUGAUCUUUGGCUCGUGUCGGAGCGAUAAAUCCAUCCAGGAAACCACAUGUGAGACAAACUCCAGCGAUAACAUUUAUCUUCUGAAUUAACGCUCCUUCAUUUCCACCGUGUUGGCACAUUUCAGACGCAGGAAGGCCUCCUCCUUUUAUUUUCUCUCCUCCGGAGCUCAAGCUGUCAAAAUUCCGCCUCUCCUUCACCCUUGACGCUGCCCCGGCCUCGUCCCCUCGAAUAACUCACCGCCCUGCCUCUCCUCUUUCGCUCGCUCCUGCUCCAUUUCACCUCCUCAAAGACGGGGGCAAAGGGGCGUGCGUUUGCGGGGAGGACGAUGGGGAAUCCAGGCUCCGGUGCGUUCCUGUCUGUCACCGUUGCGCUCGGCCGCCUCAAAGCGUUUCUUUCAUUCCGGCCUGUCUUCGGCUCGUCAGCUGGGACUGCUGGCGGUUAAUGUUCCUGCACGGCGUGAGCGUCAGACACGAGCCGUUUUCCCUCCAUCACGCCGUUAGACUUUUAGUGGACACCGAGGAUCUCCCCUCCAGAGUUAAAGUCAACACCGAUCAAAACAGCGCCAACAGGAUGGUCCAUAAUCCUGCUUCAUAUAGAUCUCAAGGCUCAUAUCCUCGAACCGUCUCCUCGCCUGAUACGGCUCAUAGUUUGGUCUCACACUGAGGUUUUCGUUUGGUUUUAGAGGGAGAGUAAGACCAGAUCUGUUACCCAGAACGAGCCACAUCCAACAUCAAGGAAUGCAGAGGUCAGAAGGACCUCAAAAAAACCUUACCCCCAAUUUUCACCUUGGAAUGGCUCUGAUCUGGAAUGGCGGCGAUUUUCACCGUCUGCCAAUUCCAACUGGAUCCGUUGGUGAGGCGAAUUUCGUGGUGGAUAAACAGACUUGAGGAACUUUAAGAACUUUGAGGCGUCACAAUCAAAACAUGAAGUUUGAUGAGUUUGUACCUCCCCAUAAAUCCUCCUCGGUUUGUGUCAGCUGAUCACUGUCACCCUCCAACUGUCUGAGUUAGGGCUGGGUCGUAUGUCCUCAUAUCGAUAUCACGAUAUAUUGAUCAGUUCACCUCGAUAACGAUAAAUGGACGAUAACUACUCCACGAGCUGCUCACCCCCUCCCACAUUAACUUCGUCUACUUCAGCCGCUACAACUUUCUCUCCGUCCUCCAUCUCCUCACCUGUCUUUCCCUCUUUGUUACAGACUGGAUGGGGUGGAGUCACGUCUCUGAUGUAGGACAGCGUCUUACCCUGAAUUUCCACCACAUUCAAAACAGCUCCGUCCGCCAAUUCCUAUUGCCAGAUGAUCCUUCUGAAAUACGAAGUGUUUAUUUUGUGUCUGUGCCCGACUUCCUUCCGAUCUGUGCUGAAUUUAUCCGGCAUGCUCCGGCGUCCGGAGAAAAUAGAACUCCCUCAGCAAAACAGAAAGAAGCCGGUGGAAAUUGACACGUUAACUUGACAGCUACAAUCAGCGGAAAUGGCCUUUUCGUAGCCAGAACUUGCAAGAACUUCUCGUUCAGACUUUGUCAAUCUUCGUGCUCGUCAAAAAAGACCGAUAGUUGUAAUGGCGUCCUUGUCAGGGUUUUCCUUUCUGAGAUCUUAUCCUGUUUCUCUCUGCAGGUCACCUGGUGAUGGACCUGAACCACAUGCUGCGCCCCGCCAAGUCUCCGGAGAAGUGCACCCUGCAGCUGCUCCAUCAGCCGGCGGACAAGCUGGUGUCUCUGUUCGAGCAGAAGACGGUGAAAGGAUGGUGGCCCUGCACCUGCGACCAGAACGGGGAGAAGAUCAUCGCAGUGAGAAACACCGACACGCAAACUAAACCACUUUGACCAAACGAGGACAGGACUCAUCGUCUUGUUCUUGUGUCCUCAGGGGAAGGUGGAGAUGUCUCUGGAGAUCGUGACGGAGCAGGAACAAGACGAGCGCCCGGCGGGACACGGCAGGGACGAACCCAACAUGAACCCGCACCUGGAGGAGCCCAAGUGAGUCUUGCACAUAAACACACACAUCAUCUACGUAACGCACAAAUCCGGGUCCUCAUCCUGUCCUCCUCCUCCAGGCGGCCGGAGACCUCCUUCCUGUGGUUCUCCUCCCCCUAUAAGACCCUCAAGUUCAUCCUGUGGAGGCGGUUCAAGUGGUUCAUCAUCCUCUUCAUCAUCCUCUUCUUCAUCCUCCUCUUCCUCGGCGUCUUCCUCUACUCCUUCCCGGUAGGUUUGAGUUCGUGACGAAGACAGAGAGAGGAAACGAGGUCCGAAUGACUCAGCUUUCUUUCUUCUUCUGCAGAACUACGCCGCCAUGAAGAUGGUGGGACCUUUCGGACCGGCGAAGUCGGCCGAGUGAUGACGAAGGAGACGAGGGAGGAAAGGAAGCGAGGAGAAACUGAGGACAUGAGGGACAGUGUGGAGUUGGCGAGGAGUGAAAUGAGGCUGUGAUGAUGAGGUUUCUUCUUCUUUGAGUCUUUGAGUUCAUGCGUCACGUCUCGGAGGUUAUUCGGGGCGAGCGUUCCGCCGCAGCGAUGAACUCGUGACCUCGCUCAGACUGUGCGUGUGAAGAUAAGUUUACUCGCUCACGCCCGAGGUUCACAAACGCUGUCAUUUGUGUGUUUGUGUCCGUUUUGUGCCUUUCCUGUCAGAUCUGUGCGUUUCCGUUCUCGACAAACCCCGCUUCUCUGCACUGAGCGCGCUCCUCGGCUCCCCGUCAGAUCUCAGCAGGUGUCUCGCGUCUCUUCGUCAUCCCUGCGUCACCUCUUUCAUCCCUCUCCCCGUCUCGUCUGCGCUCACGCAGAGAAGAAGGGGAGGAUAACAAACGCGGCCAUGUUGGGAAAAGCAGGAAGCGGAAUCAAAGGUUGUGAUGUUGUUGCCUGAUCUUUCGCCCCCUGCUGUGUCUGCGCCGCUCAGCGAGGCAGCGUCGGGUCAGGCAGCGGUGACGGAGCGCCUACAAAACUUUCUGGCUUUAAAAACUCUGUGAAGAAGAAUCUUUAACAGGAUCUGAUCCUCUUUGAUUCAACUUUAAUGCUAACAUCAUCAUGUGCUGCGUUCAAGUGCAAUCAGACGUCUGAGCUCUCUGUGUGUUUGAGCUCUUUUUUAGCUGCUUCUUUCUUCUCUUGAGCUUCAUAUCUCUGCGUCUGUUUAUGCCCCUCCUUUUUCUUCUCCUCCUUUACUCCAUCUUCACCUCUUUUUCUGUCCGAUUCCAAAAAAAACAGGAUGCUUAAAACAGGAUCUGAUCGUUUGUGAAUCAUUUAUCUUCAUAUCAGACGCUGAAACUGAAAAAUAGAACAGUUAGAUGAUAAAAUGUCCUCGAUUUAAAUUUGAUGGAUGUUUUAAAGAAGUUUGGACGGAGACAAAAAAAACUAAAAACUCAUUUCAGAGAAGACGAGUCCCUCAGAGGUCAGGGUGGGAAGAAAUUUUAUGUCUUAUAUCCCUAAUUUAGGUUGUUUUAUUUACUAUGUUGCAGGAUAUGUGCUUUUAUUUUGAAGUCUUACGGGCAAAACCCAAAGGAUCCGGAACGGCUCCGCUCUGAUCCGGCACGGCAGGUGGAUCAAAUACGCAAGCAUUAUAAUCAAUGUGAGUGAUUCCACAGAAUCCGCCCGCCGUCUGGCUCCGCUGCGGCUCAGAUAGGCAAGGCAACAUGCAAGAUGUCAUGAGAGCUUGUCUAGUCUCGCGAGAACUAUCGGUAAUAUCGGGAGAGCUUCUCUUCCAAUGGCGGCAGAAGACCAGAUCCGGUGGGCGCUGUAUGCUUGCGUAUUUGAUCCGCCUAUUGGUCGGGAGUGGAGCGGAAUCGUUCUGGAUCCAGUGGAAUCCCCUUGUUAGCUUCUCCCCGUAGAUCGUGAAUUAUGGAAUUGAAUGAAAACGGUUUAAACUGUUAGAAAGAUGGUCUGCUUCUUCUGCUUCUUCUUCUUCUUCAUCUUCUCAAAUUUAGGACCUGAGCUCUGAACUCACCGUAUUACCUUUAGCUUAUUUUCAGAUUUCAUAUUCUGAUAAUGACACCAGGGAUCGACACGAACUUUUAUCACAAGUUCUCCUAAGUUGAAAAAGUAAGGAGCACACAAAGAACUUUCGGGGCACAAUGAGAAUUGAUCAAAUAAUGUUUGUCUUAUUGAUCGACCUUAGUACGAUUAUUUGAAAUCAAUUUUAGGUCAAUUGGUCACAUGACAUGGAAGCUAUUGAAGGAAAACAGCCUUUUUUCCAAGAACAUCAACCGGUAAUUUAUUGAUGGUCCCUCAAUUAACACCCGACGUUGACAGCGAGGGUACCGCAGUGAACGUUCGUCAGAUAUCCAACCUAAAACUAACUUCACCUCAAUAUGGCUAAUUUUUUUAAUGCGCACAUGUGCCUCUAGAUACCAUAAAUACCAAUACUUAUCAAUAUCGGUAUUGAUGGUAACCGUCAAAGUCAGACACCGUCCUUUAGUUGGACGACUCUUUUUUUGGAAACCGUGGACCUGCUGGAUCCUUCGCUGACUUUUUCGAGCUGCUGAAAUCUACAUCACGCUUUGAAAACUCCAGAAACUGGUCUCCAUGGUUCCCGAAGGUUUACAGAAGUGAUGCAAACCACAGAAAUCUGAUUUUCUCCUCAUAUCACAGCGUCCUCACUCUUCUCUAAAGUUCCCAUCUCUCCUCCUCCUCGUCUUCCCUUCUGCGUCACACCUCCUCCUCUCUGAGCUUCACCCCUCCUCCUCCUCCUCCUCCUCCUCCUCUCUCAGGGUUUAGCGGGUUAAGUCGGGGAUUUGCUCUUGUUGAUGUUGAGCUUUAUUAGGACAAAGUGUGUUUUCAGAGAGAUCGAUGUGCGCUGAUAAGGACAUUAAACACACACUCAUGCGGUGCCAAAGAAACCCAGAGAGUUAGCCUGAGCUUAACCCGUGUGACUCCAGUGUGUGUGUGUGUGUGUGUGCGUCAGAUCAUGAGACAGUGUUAUUUGUGUUUGUGCGUCCGCCUGCUGCAGACGUUUUUGGGUGUGUGUUUAAGGUCGGAACAGGAAAAGUUAAGGAAGAGGGGCUUUAACGCUCAGUGUGUGCAGGAUUUCCUCAAGUACAGUACGUGUUUGAGGGGUUAUCUUCGGGGGCGUCGAGGGUCUUUUGAUCCUUAAAUAGUCCCAAAGAGCAAACAAGAACCCGGACGGUUCAGGUCACGCCGAAAAACCAAGUGACAAAUAACGGUUCAGAGUUUUAAGGUGUUCGCUCAGUUGGUGGAAAAAUUGACUUCGUCCCAUUUGGUUCAUUUUUUCGUUUCACACCAGCGGAUUAUUGGCCGACCGGGCCUCGUUAAGAGGAGGUCACAUGGACUCGAAAGCUGCUCAGUUAUUGGACAGAGUUUUGGAAAGCUGCGGUCCUGUCAGGUUAGGAGGACUCCGACUCCAGUGAAGCAUCGUAGGAGUUUUAAAACCCGUCUGAACCCGAGCGCCAGUCCAGACACGCUUCCUGUCUCCUCGACCCUUUAAACUACGACGCGUUAGUUUUGAUUCCAGAGAAAACUGGACAUCAAAGUCUGAAUCGACAACAGUGAAGAAGUUGUGACACCAAAAACCUUCAAACAGUAAAAAAAAACUUGAAAUCUGUUUACACAAAUCACUCAAAGCUCCUGGGAAGAACUUUGGCGCCCCCUGUGGCCAAAGUAAACUUUGUCCUCUACAUCCUCUAACAGUUCGACACUACCCGCCGACUUUUGAAAGUCAAAUCGAUCAUCUAUCGUGAAUAUUUGAGAUGGAAAUUGGUUUGAUUUUAGAUAUCGUAAAAUGUCAUCAAAACGAGUUCCAGUCUGUUUCAUAAAUGUUAAAAACUCGUCACAGGAGCUGAAAGUAAAAGACAAAAGUGCUAAAACUAACGGCUCAUUGACGACCUUUUUAAUGAAAUUGUGUUUUUGUUUGGCAGUGUGUUCAUGUAAUAAAAUAUUGCGCAAAAAAAACAAGAAAAAGAGUGAAAAUUUCUACUAUCUAGAGAAGGAUGUGUUCUAGUUGUCGUUUGCCUGAGAUGACGACAGUAUCAGAGUUUUUUUUAACAGAUUUUAGAUGUUGGACUUUAUUUGUUUUUGUUUUGAAGAUCCUGCUGACGUAAACAUUCAUGUGGAUCCACUCAGAUAAUCCUGUUCUCUAGUUUUAUUUUAUGUAUAUAUAAAAAAAUACUUCAUUCUGCAAAUUUCUUUUAAAACACUCAGCUGUGUCUUCGAUCGUGACAUUCAACUCUAAACUUUCGCUGCCUUGACAAACAGUCACACCUGCUGCCUUUGUCGUCUUUGUGAAAGAAGAAAUAGUUUAACACUUUGGAGACUAUGCUAGGAGUCUGUUAGCUUAGUUUAGCUUAGCAUCAGGACUGGGAACACCUGCAGAAAGCUGGUCUGGCUUUGUCAGCGAACUCUCUUUUCAAUCAGCGACUAAUGACUGAUUCCCUCCAUGCUUGGACGCAUCAGUCUCAGACUUUCUGUAGGUUUCCUCAUCAACUAGCAACGUUGAACUUGUUGGUCGUCAGAUAGUUUGGCUAAUACGUUAUCUGCGGUGAAGACCCAACCUGUGCUGGGAUUGCGAGGCCGCCAUGGUACCUUCGUGUACACGUAGUUAUCUGCAGGUAUAUCCAAGGUCUUGGUCAUGUUGACAGGAACUUGGACUUUGACAUGAACAGACAUGAAGGUGAACUUGCACGCCAAGUUCAAACCAAUUAGUAUUUGAUGCUCGAGUCUUGAGUCCUGGUUGAAUCUUGAGUUACGAGUUCUGACAAUCAAAACAGACUUGAGUCUAAGUCCUAGGGCUCUAUCUUUGUGCCUCGCCAGCGGCAUGGCGCAGGCGCGGCGUAGGUCAGGUCUGCCGUGCCGACAAGGUGUGCCCAUGCACAUUUUGGUAUUUUGGUGAGCGGCGCAGCACGAUGUAAGUGUCCCCUCUCCCCAGCUCAGCUCCUCCCAGCGGCAUAAGUCGUUAAGAGGGCGGAGAGAAGGCGUGGAGUGGGUUUAACACAGUCGAGACCUGUUUUCACCAAUCACAUCAGCUCCUCUCCUCACCUUCAAAUCUUCCACCUUCUCAUGGGCGGGAUAAAAAAAGAGACAUGCAUGUUUAAGACAGAUGAAAUGCGUAAUUUCAUCUUUGUGAUAUGUGAGAGAUCGUGUUUCUUUGGACUGAAUUAGCAUAAAACCCAAAAGUUAAACUAUUUCUUUGAAGGUUUUUCUUGAUGCUGUAGAGGGAGUGUAGUUGGUUUAUGUGCAAAACUACUAAAAAAAACCAAACUUGACUCUUUCUCUGGGAAAAUGCUGCACUGUGCUUCAGCUUUAACGCGAGGAUCCUUCUGCUGUCGACUGUAAUAAACUCAAGAUGCCAUAAAAACUGCACUAAAUGAGGAACUGUUGGGACUCUGUGAAACCGGUUUGAAGUCCCUGUGUUGUUUUUGUAAAUCGUCGGUGUUUUUGACGGAGAGGUGAAUGUUUUCUGGGAGAUACAGACUGAAUGUAUUCAUGACAAAGCUUCUAUUUGACUUUAUAUCUACAAAGAGCAAUACAGUGUGCACUGCAUUAUGGGUCAGUAUUAUCAAUAAAACCGCAUUUCCGAUGAGUCCUGUGUGAUUUUUUUUCUUUUAUUGAUAGAAGAUCUAAAAAAAAACUGAAUCAUGAACUUCCUGUAUGAGUGACUUAAGUCUGUUUAACGUCCUAGCUUCCUUGCCAAUCACCCGGCUUUGUUAAAUACUUAAUUCUGAUUGGUCUAAACUGACUGACACCCCCCUGAAGAUGGUUGGUGAUUCUGCACAACUCGAGCAACGCCAAAGAUGAGCUGAUCACAAACACCAGGUCAAAUCAAUCCACAGAGAAUAGUCCCAGAACGUUCAAUAAAUCAGUAAUUUCUUAACUGUUAGGCUGAUCAACAUUUACAUAUAAUACUGGAACUUUUCUGACCAUCCGGACUAUCAGAGGGACUGUUUUUCUGUCUCUAUGUACAUCAAUUUUUUAGGAUCCAAUGGGGGAACACACAACUCGAAAUGUAUCAUCUGUCAUGAAAACGCUCUUUAUGGUUCAAGUUUGAUUUGUGUUUUUAAAAAAUUUGAAAGAAAUUGUCUGAACUGAAUUAUUUCUUCACUGUGCAAAAUUCUGCAUCAGUGGACACAGGCCCUAAAGCUACAGAGAGGGAAUUUUGUAAUGUUUUUGGUGCCCCCCUGUGGUCACCUCUUUUACUACAAUAACUGCUUUUUUCCCCUUUAAUCAGAAGAUAUCUUUUGGUAAUCUCAGUGAUAACUGUUUGGUUUGAAUGGAGGAUAGGUGAUUCCAGGGCAAAAUACUGCGUCAGUGGACACAGGCCCUAAUUCUCCUGAGAGGGACAUUAGCAGUACUUUUAGUGCCCUCCUGUGGUCACCUUUGUCACUACUAUUACAGUUUUGUCCUUUAAUCAGAAGAUAUCUCUUGUAAUAUAUCAUUGGGAACUAUGUUUGUUUUAAGUGAAGGACAGGUGCUUCCAGUGAAAAAUACUGCAUCAGUGGACACGGGCCCUAAAGCUACUGAGAGCAACUUUUGUAGUGCUUUUAGUGCCCCCUGUGGUCAUAUCUUUUACAACAAUAAUAAACGUUUUUUUCCCCUUAAUCAGCAGAUAUCACUUGUCAUAUGUCAAUGAUAACUCAAACUGUAUAAAGUUUGAGUGGCAGACAGGUGCUUCCAGUGAAAAAUACUGCGUCAGUGGACACAGGCCCUAGAGCUACUUUGAGGGACUUUUGUGAUGUUUUGGAGCCCCCUGUGGUCACCUCUUUUACUACAAUAAUAAAUGCUUUUUUCCCCUCUAAUCAGCAGAUAUCUCUUGUAAUAUCUUGCGUAGGCGUUUUGAGUCCGCUGACCUGGUUGUGAACCUGCAGCGUCUGCAGAAGUCCAAGUGAAAACUCUCAUUUGACGGAUUCCUCUCUUGAGCUUCCACGGCCCUAAAUUAUGACUUUGCCUCCUUCCCUCCAUCUCCUCCAUCCCUCCUUCCACUCGUCUGUCCCUCCUGAUACCACAUCAUUCCCAUCCUCUCACUUUUUCCCUUCACUCCUUCUGUCUCCUUCUCCCCCUCCUCCUCCUCCUCCUCUCCUCCUCAGGGGUGUUGUUAUGGUCAACGUGAACUGCAGGUGAACCUCUGACCACAGAGUGUGUGUAUGUGUGUGUAGAGAAGUGUGGGUGGUCCUCCAUCUCCCUCUCAUUUACUCUGACCUUCACUGUCUUCCUCCUCUUCCUCCUCUUCUCUAAACACACGUCUUCUCCCGCUCACCCGGCUCUGACCUCCCUCUGUUUCAGACUCCUCCAGUAGUUUCACUUCUUAUCACUUCCUCUGUCACACUUUGUGUGUUUUUUGGCUUUGUCCGCGCUGCAGCUGCGAGUGUCCACGUCUGUUUUGUUUAGUUUUUUUUUCUCUCAUUAAAGUGAAAAAUUUCUAACUCGAAAAGUUGAAACUUCCAGAGAAAAGAAAGUAAAACAAGGUGGACAAAUAUUCGUCACGGGGUCACAUAUUUUCCAGGAUUAGGGGUUCCACAGGGAUCAAUCUUGGGACCCCUUAUCUUGACCUGAAUUUAACGGCUUUUUACGAUUUGGGAUCCUGUAAUUUAACGCCAGUAUCAGUCAUGACACUGAUCUUGUAGCUGUCGCUCAGUGAAGGGCUUGAUGAUAAACUGAAAAUUAACAGAUACCGAACUUUACGACAAUUACCAACGUCAUUUUGUCCAUAACGGUAUAUUCGAUGUCAAAAAAAUAGAUAAAUAAAAGUUAGUUUUGGAUGUUUGUAGGUAGGCUAUGGUCUCAUGUCCCUUUGACCUCCAAUUUCCACUGCAUCCGGAACGGCUACGAAAAGGCCGUAUCUGCUGAUCAUAACCAUUCAAGUUAAUGUGUCAAUUUCCAUCGGGUUCUUUCGGUUCCUCUAUGGAUCACCGAACUCCACAAGAGUUCUAUUUUUUACAGACGAUAGAACAUGCCGGAUAAAUUUAGCACAGAUUAACCCAUGCUGGAA
Molecule: messenger RNA, 77612 nt
Organism: Xyrichtys novacula (pearly razorfish)
Lineage: Eukaryota; Metazoa; Chordata; Actinopteri; Labriformes; Labridae
Source: the annotation of a GenBank genome assembly